This is a messenger RNA of Pelobates cultripes (western spadefoot toad), 52786 nucleotides long. The record is from the annotation of a GenBank genome assembly. Lineage: Eukaryota; Metazoa; Chordata; Amphibia; Anura; Pelobatidae.
AUGGAUGUAUGUGUUGGGCAGUAUGUGCGCAUGGAUGUAUGUGUUGGGCAGUAUGUACGUAUGGAUGUAUGUGUUGGGCAGUAUGUACGUAUGGAUGUAUGUGUUGGGCAGUACGUGCGCAUGGAUGUAUGUGUUGGGCAGUAUGUGCGCAUGGAUGUAUGAGUUGGGCAGUAUGUACGUAUGGAUGUAUGUGUUGGGCAGUAUGUACGUAUGGAUGAAUGUAUUAGGCAGUGUGUGUAUAAUGGCCAGUGAGUGUGUAUGGUUGAAUGUAUAUAUUAGGCAGCGUGCAUGUAUGGUUGUAUGUAUUGGCAGUCUGUGUGUGUAUGGAUGGAUGUAUUGGCAGGGUGUGUGUGUAUGGAUGUAUGGAUGUAUUGGCAGGGUGUGUGUAUGGAUGUAUGUAUGUAUUGGCAGUGUGUGUGUUCAUAUUGGACAGUUUCUUUUUCCCCCCCUAAAUGUCUGCUCACUGUGUCUCUCCUAAAAUGUCUCCUAGUCUGUAUCGGUUUCCUAAAAACCUCAACAAUCUCUCUAUCACUUUCCUAAUUGCCUUCCCGGUCUGUUCCAUUUCCCUAAAUUUAUCACUGGUCUCUCUGCUUUCCCUUAGACACUUAGGUGUCUAUUCACUAAACAGUGAUUUGAAAAAGUUGAGAUGACUUUAUACAACACUUCUGUUUUGGCCUAAAUAUUUCAAGUUAUAUUUCAACUCACUGUUUAAUGAAUAGACAGGGAAAAGAAAAGAAGAGAAAUUGACAGAAGAUAAUUACCGGAUUUUUCACUAAAGUGAGAAUUGUAAGUGUAAGGGCAGAAUAGCCAAAUCUGGAGAAUGUUAACGGGUGUUUUGACCAUAAAUUAGAAGUUCACUUUGAAUUCCCAACAAUUCUCACUUCAUUGAAUAACCCUAUUGGAAUAAAGAGAAACAGGCUGGAGAGAAUCAGUUGCAUAGAGUGAGCAGAUAAAUCGUGAACAUAGAGACUGCAAGCUUUUGGAAAACGAAACAAAGGAGAAAGCUGUGGAUAAACGCUUAUGAGAGAGUUUGGGCACUACGGAGGAAAGGGACAGCUGAUCAGACCUAAUUAAAAACCAAAUGGCAAAAUUUAUACCAUUUAGAAGAAUUCGCCAACUCCGCUACAGUCACAGUUCAGCUGUUUUUGCUUAAACUAUGCAAUUCGAUUUCCAAUUCACUGAAUUCAUAGUUUAGUGAAUAAACUUCUGAGAGAGUGUAGUUGCAUUCAAGAGGGGGCGGCAAGAAUCCUUGCACCAGCCCUGCUUAAAACCCAUGCCUCUAGGAAAGUUUAUGGCCUCCCAGAGUAACCUCUACCUCAGAGAUUGGGACAUGAUCAUUUAAACAGUCUCAUGGCAAAUCCAAACAUUUGGGACUGGACUAUACAGCUGGACUUAGUGCUUUGAAUAAAGUAGUCAGAAACUGGUGCUCAAACAGGUGCAGCUUCUUUAAGGGUUGCCAGAUCCCCCGUCUUUUACUGGACACAGCACUUAUACAAGCUGAUGGGCAGCAACUGACAGUGUUGCCCUGUAAUAUGUAUAACUCAAGUCAUAGAAUGAAGAAUGCAGCAUUUGAAUUCUUCCUACUCCAGGGCAUCACAUUUCAUUGUAAGUGGAACAGUAGCAGCCUCAAUACCUUACCCAGAAUUCCUCCAUGAGACUACACAUUUAGCAACCCCAUCUUUUCUAUAUAAAAAGAUACAGCUUUAUUUUUGUAAGGUAGAUUGCUGUGAGUCACACAAAGUUACAGGCAGACAGUUACACACUGGCGUACUAAGGGGGUGGAGGUGCCAUGACCCUGGUCUGGGGGCUAGAGGGGGCUGUGUGAGCUGUACGGCCGCACAGUGCCCCAUGAUAGUUAGGGUGCCGGGCGGCCAUUACAGCUCACACACGCAAAGAGCAGCUGAACUGGCCGCACAGAGGUAAAGUGGGGGCAGAGCUAAGCAAAAUUGGGGGCGGAGCCAAAUUGGCAGCGGGGGCGGGGCUUAAUUUGGCCUUUACCCGCUGUUGUUACUGCUGCACAUGGAGGUGCAGCAAGAUGGAAUCCCUGCUUCUCCACAGGCUUCAGAGAAGGACUUCAGGGAAUCCACUCCUCCUCCAGCCCACUGUCUGUAAGUAAGAGUGUGUGUCUGUGUGAGACUGUCUGUGUGUAAUUGUCUGCCUGUAACUUUGUGUGUGUGUGUGUAACAGCCUGUAACUGUGUGUGUGUGCCUGUAACUGUGUGUAACUGUCUGCCUGUAACUGUGUGUAUGUGUGCCUGUCUGCCUGUAACUGUGUGUGUAACUGUCUGCCUGUAACUUUGUGUGAGACUGUCUGUGUGUAAUUGUCUGCCUGUAACUUUGUGUGCGUGCCUGUCUGCCUGUAACUGUGUGUAUGUCUGUUUGCCUGUCUGCCUGUAACUGUGUGUGUAACUGUCUGCCUGUAACUUUGUGUGAGACUGUCUGUGUGUAAUUGUCUGCCUGUAACUUUGUGUGCGUGCCUGUAUGCCUGUAACUGUGUGUAUGUCUGUUUGCCUGUCUGCCUGUAACUGUGUGUGUAACUGUCUGCUUGUAACUGUGUGUAUGUGUGUGCCUGUAACUGUGUGUGUGUAACUGUCAGCCUGUAACUUUGUGUGUGUGUGAGACUGUAUGUGUGUAACUGCCAGCCUGUAACUUUGUGUGUAUGUGUGUGUGUGUGUGUGACUGUCUGCCUGUAACUGUGUGUGUAACUGUCUGCCUGUAACUUUGUGUGUGUGUGCCUGUCUGCCUGUAACUCUGUGUGUAACUGUCUGCCUGUAACUUGGUGUGUGUGUGUGACUGUCUGCAUGUGACUGUGUGCCUGUAACUGUGUGUGUAACUCUCUGCAUGUAACUGUGUUUGUGAGUGACUGUAUAUGUGACUGUCUGUCUGUAACUGUGUGUGUGACUGUUUGACUAUGACUGUGUGUGACUACCUGUAACUGACUGUGUGUGUCUGCCUAUAACUGUGUGUGUGACUAUGUAUUUGUGACUGUCUGCCUGUGACUGUUUGAUGUUGCCUGUAACCGUGUGUGACUGUCUGCAUGUGACUAUCUGCUGCUGUUGUUUGUGUGUGUCAAUGUAUAUGUGACUGUCUGCCUGUAACUGUGUGCAUGACUGUCUGUGACUCUCUGCAUGUGACUGUGUGCGUGUGACUGCCUGCCUGUAACUGAGUGUGCGACUGUCUGCCUGUAACUGAGUGUGUGACUGUCUGCCUGUAAAUGUGUGUGUGGGGCUGCAGGAAUUUUGGAGAAGGGGGCAGGGGUUUUGUAUUGGGACAGGAGUUUUUAUAAGGGGGGAUAAGCAGGGGAUUUGUGGAAGGGGGUUGCGGGGGUUUUGUAGACUGGGGGGCAGUACAGGGGUUUUGUAGGAGGGGGCGGGGCAGGACAAGGGUUUUGUAGGAGGGUCUGACAGCGGUUUUGCAAAGUUUACAAAUUGUAAAAAAAAAAAGAAAACAUUUAACAUUUUUUACAGGUUUUUUUUUUGGGGGGGUGGGAGGGGGUGUGGGGGGUGCCAAGCACAGGACCCGCCCCGGGUGCCAAAUGCUCUAGGUACGCCCCUGAGGUGUGCACAGAAUUAGACCAGCCUUACUGGCCACAAACUGGAGAUGCCCACAAGGCACUCAGUGUCUCCUCAGGCUGUCCCUAUCCUGAAAUCCCCAGUGAUGCAAAUGACCCAUUCACAAGAUUCACUAUUAUUACAUACUCAGCUCAGCCAAUAAGAGUUCAAUGUAAGCGGAGUUGCUGAUAUGACUGUUUACUGCAGCCAGUUUCUCAGAUAUGCAGUUUUCAACUGCAAGGCUGUAUGGGCAGUAUCUUUGCCCUAAAAUCACUUAAUUAAAGUGACUUUAUGGUGGUGCAUAGCCUGUCCCUUUAAACUUUCAAAUCCGCUUCUUUAAAUACAGACUGUUAUGCAUGAUUAGUUAGUUACUCUUAUUUUCUUCAACACUCUGCAUAGCUCAAAAUGGCUGUGUUUUAGCCAUCUUCCUAAAUAUCAGGAACAAUAUUAACUUUAGCUGGAUAAAUAUAGAUAUAGUGGUUCAACACAGUGUAUAAAACAGUGUAAAAAAUUGUAAAAAAACGAAAUCGUGUCUCUCUCCCAAUGCUUUCCCUUCCUCACAGACACAGUGUCAGGUCUGCUGCUGAGGGGCAGUGAUGUGAGCCAAAUGUGAGGUUUCCUGCAGUCCAGCCAGUUACAGUCACUGAUCCCCUUGUCCCCAUACACUGCACACAUACCUUGGCAGCCAUGCUGUGUGGAACUCACACACACUUCCCAUAGAAUGUUGCCCUGGAACAUCCCAGCGCUGUGUUCGGAUCAGGCGCACGCCAGCUUUUGAUCGGCUGACACAAGGCCGGCCUCCCCGUGCCUGUUACGUGACCGCCGCGUCGUUCUGCCCUGUAGAGGAGACGGUAGAAGGCUGCUCUCCGAGGGAGGUAAGAACUGGGCUGCGUUUGGCCAUGCUGCAAGAAAAAAACGGCUGGAGGGGAACUUCCCUCCUGAAGGUCAGCCUGACAUUGCGCCCCCGAAGGGGGGAGGGGGGGUGUGUGUAAUUUCCUGCAAAUUUGAUACAUUUUCGGCCGAAAUGGGAUAGGCCUAUUUUCGGCCGAAAUUUCAGUGCAUCCCUAAACUAGACUAUUUCACACUGUAAUCUUUUCUAUUUUACAGCUUUAGUCUCUAUCACACAAACAAGUUACCCACACUCCCAAAUCCCGCCUUAAUAAAUAGACUCCCCAAAUGACUUAAUUAUGGUUAUUGGCUGCUAGUUUCUCUCUACAGGCAGGAUGGUUACAAUCUCCUACAUUGUUUUCUCUCCAUCUCUCAUUUUCACCAAUUCCUGCCUUGCUGUCAGACUGCUCCACUACCUGACAAAACCUUCCCCAGUCUUUAUAAAGCAGUUUAACCAAUGUUCUCAUUCUUACUCUUUUUAUUAUCUGGUUGUUGUUUUUUUUCUUUCAAAAGUAUACCAUUCCUUCCUUACAACUAACACCGUUUUCAAGUAACUCACUCUAUAUUGCUCCUUCUAUACUUCCUUCACUUGUUUCAUCCAAUGCAAUCUCAUCACUCACCUCCUUGACCUCCUCAAUGUCCACAACAUACAUGUAAGUCCCAUUCACACCUUCAUUCUAUGGUGAUCCUUUUGCUUUUAGAAUCAGAGGAUACAAAUCUUUGACAUAUACUGUCACUCCACUACAUCCCAUUCUUUUUUCCUCUAUUCUUUGGAAUGCAUACCCUCUCUGCAAAACCAUGAACUAUCAUGUCCUGUUCCUUAACCCCUUAAGGACACAUGACAUGUGUGACAUGUCAUGAUUCCCUUUUAUUCCAGAAGUUUGGUCCUUAAGGGAUUAAACCUCUUGGAAUAGACAGAAAGGGUGAUGUGCACUUAAUUCCACUCUCCCAGGUCAUGUGAUGCUAGGGAUGGGGUGUUUGGUUUCUGCUCCCCAUCAUUGUUUCUUCCAAACUUUGCCCCAUUGUGCUUCUCUCGGGUUUUCCUCUUCUGAAGUCCAGUCCAUCUGUCUCUUCAACCCACUCUCAGCGUGUGUUGCCGUUAUCUGACUCGCCUCUGCUCUUCCUUGAUCAUUUUUCUGCUUGGCUGCCUUCCUUUCUCUCCUCUGACAUUCCUUUCCUCAUCUCUAGUGACCUCAACAUCUCUAUUAAUGAACCCAACAGUUCACUAGCAUCUAGAUUUCUAUUUAUCAAAUCCUUCUUUGGUGUUACUUAAUGGACUAUCUCCCCUACACAUAUACCCGGCAAUACCCUUAACUUUGUCUUUUCCAACCCAUGCUCUGUCUCUAACUUCUCCAACACAUCUUUCUCUCUGUCUGACCACCAUCUUUUCACUUGUACUGUCAAUGUGCCCCUCACUUAACAUAUUAAAUCUAGGGCUAAUACAAAUCUAAGCUCCCUUGAUCUGUGUAAUUUCUCUUCCUCUCCAGUCUCUACUUUCCUCUCCUUUCUCAACUCUCUCCUAUCCUAUAUUACAAAUUUGUGCUACAUUCUUAUAAUUCCACCCUCUCCCUUGCCAAGCAAGAAUAUUUUACCUCUACCCUUACUCUCCUGAUCCACAAAAACAUUUUCAUAACCCUUAACUCGCUCCAAACCAGUCAUUAACUAACCUCACAGCUAGUAUUUUUGCAUGUCACUUUACUUGAAAGAUUAAACAAAUGAGUAAUGCAAUCUUCCCUCCUACCCUCCAAUACAGAGCUUCCAUGCUGUUCCCUCUUCCACCAAGGAGGUUUAUAAACUUCUUCUAUCCUCUUCACCCUGUCCUCUUGAUCCCCUCUACUAUCAUCUUAUCCAAUCUGUUUUCCCUAGUCUUGUCCCAUUCCUAAUGUGUAUUUUCAACCUCACUCUGUCUACUGGCCUUUUCCCUCAAACAUGCAAUCAUUUAUCCUAAAAAAAAGCCAUCUCUUGACCCCAUUUAUACUUAAAACUACCAUCCCAUAUAGCUACUCCACUUCACUUAUAAGUUUCUUGAGCAGCUUGUGUUUACCUAUCUUAUUCACUUACUCAAUACUAACUCUCUUCUUGACCCGCUUUAUUCUAGCCAAUGUUACCUCCACUCUACUGAAACUGCCCUCAUCAAACAACUUUAUCUCUGCUAAGUUUAAAGGUCAUUACUGAUACUGUUGACCACAUUCUUCUUCUUUAAACCCUCCACAACGUUUGACACCACGACACUGUACUUUCCUGUUUAUGUCCUAUCUUUCUGAAUGGUCAUUUAAUGUGUCCUUUUCAGAUGCCAACUUAUCCACGCUGCCAAUCUCAGUUGGUGUUCCCCUAGGCACUGUUAUUGGUCCUCCUCUUUUCCCAUUUACGCUUCCUCUCUCAGUAACCUUAUUAACUCCUUUGGAUUAUAAUACCAUCUAUAUGCUGAUGAUACUCCUAUAACCUCCAAUCUAGUACCAGCACUUUAUUUAGUCUACCUCAAUACAAAAAGAAAGCGUAUCGAUCCUCCUUUUCCUACAGAGCGCUGCAAUUUUGGAACGACUUCCCGCACACUUUCAAAUCUUCCCCAAGCCUAGAGUCCUUUAAGAGAUCCCUCUCUACAUAUCUCAAAACAGAAUGCACCUGUCAUGGUUGAAUAUAUAUUUCUUACCUGUUCUAUGUUACAUUUUGUAUAUAUUGUGUAUUAAUAUUGUUUUUGUAUUUUAUUGUACCCUAUUGUAUCAAUGCAAUGUUUUGUGGACCCAAGACAUACUUGAAAACGAGAGAAAUCUCAAUGUAUCCUUCCUAGUAAAAUAAUUUAUAAAUAAAUAAUAUUUAACAAGAAAAUCCAAUGGAGUGUAAGCGCUAUGAAAAUGAUGUAGCACUCAGUUAAGCUGCACUGUACCCCAGUGACACAAAUAAUAUUUAACACUCACUCAUCCUUCUUCCACUGUUUGGUUCUUCCACACACCACAUGGACUAACAUAUUUCAACACAGCCAUAUUAUCCAUCAGUCCCUCCUUCUCUCUGACACGCUUGGUUGAUCAGGACCUUCUUCACCUCUUGUCUCUGUUUAUCUUUUAUCAAUUAACCCCAUUCUUUGAUUAUAAAGCACUGUGAAAUAUGCUGACGUUAUAAAUAAUAAUAAUUUAACCCACUCAGUAGAAAAUGCACCUCUUUAUCAAAUAUAUCUAAUUAUUUCCUUUGUGUUCUAGAUUACAAAGACAUACCUUUGGAUGACUGGACUGAAAUUCACGUGACUCAUUGGCUGAAAUCAAUUAGACUAAAAGAAGAUUAUAUUUCCAAGCUCUAUGAAGCAGAAGUAACUGGCCCAGUACUGAAAAAAAUUACUGAAAAAUAUUUGAAAAGGAUGUGCAUGAAAGAUGGACAAAUAGAACUAUUACUUAUUAGCAGAGAUGAGCUUUUAGAACAAACUGUGCUAGGGAAAUCACAGCAGGAAAGAUGCAACUCAACUGGAGGGAAUCAAAAAGGAGCUGAUAUUAUUCAGAAAAAUGCAGCAAUGUCUCCACAAGAGGUUCCAGACCAGAAAGCAGAGAAAGCAAAAAAUCAUGACCUCUCAAAAUUGGAGCCCAAGCAGUCAUUGAAAACUAGCCCUUUCCGUCCCUUUGAUGAAAUUGGGAAUUUUAGAUAUGUGAAAAACCAAAUACUAUUACCAGAAACUGGUAUAAUAGACCUCAUUUCACCAUGUCAUGAGUACAAAUCAUUAGCAACUGCUGUAACAUUAGAUAAAAAACAACUACAGACAAAAUUCACUUCUGAGGUCGUCCGAUUUGCUGCCGCCUGCUUGAAUGUGAGAACAAAUGGAACCAUACACUUUGGUAUUAUGGACAGUGUGGAAGCCAAGGGUUAUGAACAUGGACAGAUAGUAGGCAUUCCGAUCCAAGAGAAAGAGUUAUACUCCGAUGCCCUUAAUAAUUUAAAAGAAUGCUUCCCAGAGCCCUACGAGUAUGCGGUAGCCAGACUAUGCAUCCGACCGCCACAAUUUGUUGAGGUUAUUGAUAAAGACUCCGACGAAAAACUAUUUGUGGUGGAAGUUGACAUUGUGCCUUUAUCAUGCAGUGUAAAAGGGAAAAAAUUUCAAGUGCGAUUGCCCAAGUACAACAAAAAUAAAAUUAAUUAUGGCAAGCUAACAAUUUAUGAAAGAAAUGGAACAAAGACAGAACCAGUUAAAAUAGAAGAGGAGUUAAAUGCAUUUGAACAAAGGCAAAGAGAAGCUGAUAUCAGGAGAGAAAAGGCUGAAUUAUUAGCUUCUUCUGAAAUGGAAAGUUAUGAAGACUUGGGAAGAAAGCUUUCGGUGCUGCUAACCAAUGGGAAGCAGUACUUUGAUGACACUCAGUGGUAUGUCGUAGUCUCCAACAAAUGUGAAGAACAGGAUUUGGAAUACUUGAAGUUUCUAAAGGACAUUAAUAUUUUGUGUGUUUUUGAUUUUGAUCCAGAGUCUGAUAGUAAAGGUCUAUGUUCAAGGUACAAGGAGUACCAUGCAACAAAUAUUUACUCACUGGAAAGCUACUCUAGUGAAUGUGUAAAGACAAAAGAUGAGAUUGUAAAGAACCUAUGUUUGUUCAAACAAACAUGCUGGAUAUUUUGCAAUGGACGCACAAACUUCCUUGGAGAUGACCAGCCCUGUGAUGAACAUACAUGGAUCCGUAAUAAAGGGAGAUACUUUAAAAGGGCGGUUUCUUUGAUCUGUGAUGAAAUAAUUAAAAGGGGCUGCUUCACUGUCCUCUUUCUGUUAUUGUCUUCAGUGGAAAAGCCAAUUGUUGAGGCUUUUAAUGAAUUUUACAGAGAAAUGAGUGGCCUGGAAUACAUCACUUGCAUUGUCGAAAAUAAAGACUAUUACGAGCACUGGUCCACUCUGGCACAGAAUUCCUGUACCAGGGAAGAACUUGAUCAGAGGAGUAUUGUUGGUAUGAAGCUAAGCCAUGCUGCAGCUACAGUUCAAAAAAUGCUACCAACAACAGAUUACCAUAGACGCCUCCCAGUCUUCACAGGAGGGUUCUGUAUUCUAACCGUACCUGAAGAAGAAAGGAUGCAUUCACUUAAUAUACUUUGUUUGAAUGAAUGUAGCAACAUCAAUCAGGAAAAAAUUGACAAAAAAGAAACACAAGAAUUUGAAAGCUUCUUUUAUCGUGGUGGGAAGAUUAGCUGGAAACAUUUCUGGCUUGCUGAACAGAAGAAAUGUGGGCAAAUUAUAGAAAGACACGGAUGCACAGAAGUGGAAGAUAUAUUAAAUGAUAUUUUAAACAAAAACACUGUAAAGCUUCCUGUUGCUCGAAUCAAGAUUGUUCAUCAUCCAGGAAGUGGAGGGAGUACAGUUGUGCGUCAAAUUCUUUGGAAAAACAAAAAACAUUUAAGAUGUGCCAUAGUAAAUGCAUCUUACCCAGUUACAACAGUCUGUGAGCACACGGUUAAAUUAAGAGAGUAUGAGGAAAAAGACAUGAAACAGUGUUUACCAGUACUUCUCCUCUUAGAGGACUGUGAGGAAGAAUAUAUAGAUGAUUUGAAGCAUUAUUUAGGGGAAGCCAUGAGAAACAACACAAACAAUUCAAAGCCUAGCUUUAUACUUUUGAGUUGUAAUCGAUCAAAUGCACCGCUACGGCUUUGUACAAACUCUACACACGACACAGUUGCAAUCACACACAAACUAAACCCAGAGGAGGAACGGCUAUUUAAAGCGAAAGCAGAUGAGCUCUCUGAGUCUUUCUCGUCAGACCUCAUAAUUAGUUUUGUUUUAAUGAGUCAUGGAUUUGAAAAAAAAUACCUGAAGGAUUUUGUUGAGAAUGCAAUGCGAGAAAUUGACCACUCAUCCACAGAAACACGAUUACUCAGAUAUGUUGCCUUACUAAAUCACUAUGUCCAAAAUUCUUACAUUUCACUUUCACACUGUGAAGCCUUCCUUGGGCUUAAGCCGUAUUUUGCAACUGAGCUAAAUAAACUAAAUAGUUGUAAUUUUCUAAACAGUUUAAGUGACCAGGCAAAACUCAUACUAAUUGAAUUGAGAGAAAAUACCAGUUGGAUCUCCAGCAUUCGUAUUUUGCACCCGUUAAUUGCGGAGGAACUUUUAGUGCAGUUAUCAAGCAACUAUCCUCAGAGUAAAAUUGCAAUGGACCUUCUUCAGGAAGAAUCACUACUCCAUCACAAAUUUGGGCAAAAAGACUUUGUAACAUUCAUCAGACACUUGUUUUUACGACGUCACAGAAAAAGCAGAGGUGACAACGUAGACACCAUCUUUUCACCACUUAUUGAACAUGUGUGUAAUGGGGAGGAAGCAGUAGAGAUGGCAAUUAAGCUUUUAGAAUCAGCUUAUGUAAGGUUUGAUAAAGAUGCUUUAUUUGCACAACAACUAGCAAGACUACAUUAUAAAAAUGAGAGAUUUGAAGAUGCCAAAAAAUGGGCAGAAACUGCUAAAUCACACUGUCCACACGACUCAUUUAUAUUGGAUACCGAAGGCCAAGUGUACAAAAAGUGGUUCAAUGUAAACAUGGAUAAGUACUUAAAAGACAAAAAUUGUGCAGAUGUAAUACAUGUGAUGGAAAUGGGACUUAAAUCGAUGGAAUGUUUUAAAGCAGCACAAAAAGCUGCAAAAUCAGAGACUGAUACGAUGAAUUAUGUAGGGUAUUUUAGUGAGGUAGAUGUAGGAUGUCGUUUGCUACAACUGCUUUCAGAUUUGGAUGUUUUUAAUAAAGAAGAAGGAAAAAAAACAGAACUUUUAAAAUAUCUUUUAACAAAAUACAUACCAGAAGAUCUAAAAACAUCAUGGGCAAAGAUACACGGGAGAUUAAAAGGGCUAUACCAAAACAUUUAUGAUGGCCUGGAAUGGAUUUCUGAAGAAGUGGGUUACUUUCAAACAGAUAAAAUUGAUGGUGAAGAAGCUCGAAAGGGGGAGGAUCACAUUCAUAAUCCUAGAAGAUGGCUUAUGAGGAAAACCAAAAUAUUUGCACGUUUUUUUAAAUCACACCUUAUAAAAGGCAUAGACGGUGGUUUACUUCAAGAAAAACAGUUUGUUAAGAAAAUGAGUAUUUACGAACUUGGUGGUGGCAGUGCAACAACAAUACUUUCUUUGCUGUCCGACUCAACUAAAAAUGAAAAGCCAAAAAAGUUGGAAACUAUUCUGGAUCUUUAUGGACCAAAUGUUUCCCUGGAAUCUCUGGAUAAUAUCGAUCUAAUAAAUUACAUAAUGUGUCAUAUUGCAUUAGGGAGUGUGAGCACUGAAUCUACAAAACUUUUACCGUUUCAAAAGCUGCGUGACAUGAGUAAGAGAUUUCUGAGAGAACGGGCACAAUUUCCUCCCAGUGCCUACCUAAUCAUUUUUAUGCUCUACUGGCCGGAUGACAAAUUUGAUGAACACCACAACGAAAGUGUUUUAACCAAUGCUGUUAAAACUGCAAGGCACUUACAUGAACUAAGACUUAAAAAUAUUCCAGUUAGAAAAAAACGAACAAAUGUGCUGUUUUUUUUAGGGAAAGGGUGUGCAUAUCAAAAGUUCAUACACAGAAGUACCAUUGAGAAAAUGAUUGAAGAGCCUCUAAAUGAACGGUUUUUCAGAUGGGAUAGUGAUCCGAAAAAAAACCAGAAAAACCUCAAAAUACAGAAUCUGCUGCAAAAAGUAUCAGGUUGGACAGAAAAUGGGAAAGUUUACACAAAGAGAAAGAAUGGCAAGGAGAAAAUUGAAGUUCUGUCUUUAAAUUAUUCAUCAGUGCCCAAUGGCAACGAGAAUGUCACAUUCUAUGUGGGAUUUACAUACAUUGGCUUUGUUGCUUAUAAUGUACAAGUAAGCAGGUAAAAUUCAAUGGUGAUGGAGAAAAAAGUGCUGAUUCUGGAACACAGAUUAUGUACAUCUUAAUUAUGUACUGUUCAUUUUUACUCUAUAUUCUACUUACGCGUCAUUUCCAUAUUCUUAUUUUCUCUAUAAUUUUUCUUGAUAAAUCCUAAUAAAGUUUGAAUUACAUAAAAAUAUAUAUAUAACAACAUAGAAACUAAUGGCUCAUCUUAUUUGAACAAAAGUCUGAAGCUAUUUCUUAAAAUAUAGGCUCAAAAUACAGCAAUAUGCUGUUGAUUAAGUCCUCCCUGACCAGAUCAGUUUCAGAAAUAAUGAGGAAACCCAAUAAUCACUGGUAAUCGAAAACCAUUUUGUUUUUCUUUAUUAGUGUCAGGAAUGGAGAUACCCUAACUCGCAAAGCUAAAGGUAUCAAUACCGGUUCUUAGAGUGGCUGGGCUAGUGCUUACGAUAGGUAAAUGAAAUGUCUGCAAGCAGACAGAGAAUAAAUGAGAUACUGUCCGUGGUCAGGAUAACAGAAAUACACAGAACUGAUAGUCAGGCCAAGAUCAGGAUAACAGAGAGCAAAAAUAAUCAAUCAGGUCAGAAAACAGGAGAUCAAAUACACAGUAUAAACACACGCCUGGUAACAAGAAACAAGGACAACCAGGAAGUAUAUAUAACCUAUACUGAGUAGUGAUUGGUCACAGAGGACCAUAAUGUCACAAGUGUGUAUACAUCAUUGAAAAAUGGCACAUAGACUGACACUAUAAAAGGAGAUUAAUGGUAGGGAUCCGAGUCAUAUAUGUUGACAAAACGAGGCACCAGGAAGCUAAGGAUGAGUGUGUGUGCAUCAGAACUCAGAAAAUACAUAAUUUCUGUGAUCACACAGUGUCGGGAGGGACAGAUAUUGUGACAAUUAGAGACUUUAGAAAAGUCUCCCAAAUAUUGUCCCAAUCUGAACCCUCUAACAUCUCCCCACUAGGAGACGUCACCUAGGAACUCAAAUUGAAGGUUGUGGAGAUAAUUAAGGUGUUAAAAUAGUAGAGAUGUUUAAGUGUUCUUGCAUAGCAAGACCACUUAAUGUUAUCUCACAUAUAUAUUAUACUUAUUAUAGCCAAAUUUACCACCCUAACUCCUCCCACAGUUUUUACACUACAUAGUAAUUUACCAAAACGUGCAGAUUGUUCCCAAUCGGUGUGCUAUUACUUUGUGGAACGUUUCGCCGAAUGGUUCAGGGAAUAUCGUCUUUUUUGUGGAGAAAUUGGUCCCAUAGGAAUGAAUGGCGAAAUGUUCAAAACUAGAGUGGGAGCUGACAAAAGCUGAAAAAUCAGGACAUGAUUUUUUAAACUGCCACCACUCCCUCAUUUUCAACCCCACCUACACAAAUCUCCUUCGCGGUAGGAUUUAUAGUUUUUAAAAUACGACCGUUUGAAGAUGGCAACCGCCAAAAUACUCUGACCUGUGCCAGGCUGGAGCAGAAAGUGAUGUCAUAGACAGGGCCUUUUGUACACCUGCUAAUAUUUUUAUAAAUGUAUGUUUUAAUGUAACUGUGAAGCACUUUGGGAAACAACGUUGCAAUUAAAUGUGCUAUAUAAAUAAAUAAAAGUUGAAAUGCAUUUCUCACUCUAUCAAUUUUGUCAUGUGCACUUUUUAAAUUUGAUCAAUUGGUUAGUGUAAUGUUUACUAUCUUUACUCACUCCAAACACUCCACCCAGUUACUCCGCUCACUCCAGUUGUAGACUACUGGUGGAGGCAAGAACACUUCACACAAUUUCCCCAGAAAUUGUAGCUUUGUUAGUUCUUAUUCUUUUUAUAGCCAAAUUUACCACCCUAACUCCUCCCACAGUUUUUACACUACAUAGACCGUAAUAUACCGAAAAGUGCGGAUUGUUCCCGAUUGGAUUGCUAUUACUUUGUGGAACGUUUCCCCGAAUGGUUCACGGAAUAUCGUCGUUCUUGUGGCGAAAUUGGUCCCAUAGGAAUGAAUGGCAAAAUGUUCAAAACUAGAGUGGGAGCUGUCAAAAGCUGAAAAAUCAGGACAUGAUUUCUAAACUGCCACCACUCCCUCAUUUUUAAGCCCACCUACACAAAUCUUAUAUCAAAACGUUCAGCUAUCCCUGCUGCCACUAAACAAUUCCACUGCUAAGCCAUAGUCCUGAUAGUUUUCACAAUAUGACCAUUUGUUUGCAACUCAUGCCGUCCAUUGACAUUCAUUGAAACUCCACUCUAGCCAGCUCAAAUUUGAAAGGCAAUUUCUAAACUGCGACUGUGCCUUCAGAGACACACUGUGCAUCAAAAACUAGGUCUGGGUCUUGUGAUUCUCACAAUAUAAAGCCCUUUGCUGUAGGAUUUAUAGUUUUUAAAAUACGACCAUUUGAAGAUGGCAACCGCCAAAAUACUCUGACCUGUGCCAGGCUGCAGCAGCAAGUGAUGUCAUAGACAGGGCCUUUUGAACACCUGCUAAUGUUUUUAUAAAUGUAUGGUUUAAUGUAACUGUGAAGCACUUUGGGCAAUAACGUUGUAAUUAAUGUGCUAAAUAAAUAAAUAAAAGUUGAAAUGCAUUUCUCACUCUAUCAAGCUUGCCAUGUGCACUUUUUAAAUUUGAUCAAUCGGUUAGUGUAUUGUUUACUAUCUUUACUCACUCCAAACACUCCACACAGUUACUCUGCCCACUCCAUAAAGUUACUCUGCCCAGUCCAACCUUUCCACAGUUACUCCAGCCACUCAACCCAGUUACUGCGCCCACUCCAGUUGGAUGCAAGAACACUUUGCAAAAUGUCUGCAGGAGCCUCCUGUAUGUAAUGAAAGUUUAAUUUACAGAGCAGGAGAUAAAAAUUUCUAAAGUAAGUUACAUCUCAUUGACAUCAAAACCGUUUUGUUUUCAUGCAGGCUGUGUGAAUCACAACAAGGGGAUGUGUGGCUAGGGCUGCAUGAACAGAAACAAAAGUGAUUUAAAGGACCACUCUAGGCACCCAGACCACUUCAGCUUAAUGAGGUGGUCUGGGUGCCUGGUCCAGCUAGGGUUAACCCAUUUUUUUAUAAACAUAGCAGUUUCAGGGAAACUGCUAUGUUUAUGAAUGGGUUAAGCCUUCCCCUAUUUCCUCUAGUGGUUGUCUCAUUGACAGCAGCUAGAGGCACUUGCGUGCUUCUCACUUUGAUUUUCACAGUGAGAGCACGCCAGCCUCCAUAGGAAAGUGUUGAUAAUGCUUUCCUAUGCGACCGGCUGAAUGCGCGCGCAGCUCUUGCCGCGUGUGUGCAUUCAGCCGACGGGGAGGAGAGAAGGAGGAUCGGAGGAGGAGAGCUCCCCGCCCAGCGCUGGAAAAAGGUAAGUUUUACCCCUUUUCCCCUUUCCAGAGCCGGGCGGGCGGGGGUCCCUGAGGGUGGGGGCACCCUCAGGGCACUAUAGUGCCAGGAAAACGAGUAUGUUUUCCUGGCACUAUAGUGGUCCUUUAACUCUUAAAUGGCAGAGAAUUGAGCAGUGAAACUCCAGAGGCAUUAUCUUUACACAAAAACUGCUUCAUUAAGCUAAAGUUGUUUUGGUGACUAUAGUGUCCCUUUAAUAUUUAUUAUAACUGAGAACUGUACAUACAAGCCCAGUGAAUCUAGCAUAGAAAUUGAAACAAAUGAAAAUACAAAAUGAAAGUAUUUACAUAAUGUUUAUACUUUUAAAAGUGCACAUACUAACUAUUCCCCUAGUGUCUACUAACCCUAUGAUUUAUAACCAAUAAUGCCAGAUUAUCUCAAACACGGCUUUAUUAACUCGUAAUGCCACAGAGAGAUACCUACAAUCAUAUGUCAAACAAAAAGGAAUGAAAGAGUGUAAAAAAUAUCUUCUAGCUAUGAGGAAGGCAUAUAUCUUAUAAACAAAUUAAUUAUAAGCCUACUUAAUAUUGAUCUGGUUUACUGCUUAGGUGAACUCUGCUCUUGCAGCUGUUCUAUGAGGGCCCCCUCCCCCAAGAUCAGUACUAGUUCCAAUACUCCAAUAUAGUUGAAAUCACAAGGUAAAUCAAGUAAUGUAUAUGGAGGAUAGUGUGUAUAUAACUGGUAUAGGGCAGAUGUUUUAAAUCUACAGUUUCCAUGAUGCUAUGUCAUUUUAAAGGUAUGCUAAAGGAAUGCAAAACAUCAUGGGGUUUACCUUUUGGGCAGCCCUGGUAUAGAGGAUACCUCUGGUUGUAAAUAGUCAUCCCAAUCUGCUAAUGUAAAGUAUAACAGCUACAGUGCGUGACUAAAUACCUUGGAUGUUAAAGGAACACUAUAGGGUCAAGAACAUAAACAUGUAUUCCUGACCCUAUGUUAAACACACCAUUUAGAUGGCUUGUCCCCCCAACACCUUUAGAAGGGGUUAAAACAUACCUUCAUUCCAGAGCCGUGCGGGUCCGAUUGUGCUGGCCCCGCCCUCGAUCUGCCUCCUUGGUGACAUCAUCAGAUUAGCUGAUUCUUAACCAAUGCAAUGCUUUCCCUGGAUAGCAUUUGAUUGGCUAAAAUCGGCAAGGGGGUGGGGCCAUACACCGUUUUGGCCAGUCAGCACCUUUCUUGUAGAAAUGCAUUAAAAUUCAGCCACCCCAUGCAGAGCAUUGAGACCCUGAACGGCAGUGCUGCCCACUGUGCAGCACUGAGCUAGGAAGCACCUCCAGUGGCCGUCUGAGGAUUGGCACUUGGAGGUGUCCCUAGGGGGGGAAUGUAAACACUGACUUUUUUUUUUCUGAAAAGGCAGUGUUUGCAUGGAAAUGCCUGAAGGCAAUGAUUAUACUCCCCAGAACAAAUACAUUAAGCUGUACUUGUUCUGGUGACUAUAGUGUCCCUUUAAUGCGCCCUACUAAGUACUGGGGUUAUAAACUAAGUACUGGGGUUAUAAGCUAAGUACUGGGGUUAUAAACAGUCUCCCUCUGUAAUUUAUAUACUUCUUAUCUGCAAGAUGUAAUACCUCAUCUACAAAGACAGCAUUAGCCUAGUAGAUACUUUAAUAAAAGGCUUGCUAAGUUAAUCAAUAUGUCCGCCACCAGUAAGACUGUUAUGUAUUAAAUUAGUAGAACAAAAAUACAGGUAGCGCCAAGGAAAAUAACACACUAGACAAAAAUACACAUAACUCUGUUACAACCAAUAAAACACACUAAAAAAUGAAAUAAAAAGAGUCCACAGUAAAGUCCAGAAUUGAAAAGAAUAUAAAAAUACCAAAUGAUAGGGCACAGUCUUAGAGGUAACAACCCAUCUUCUAGGUCUUGCACGGUGCUUUUUGGGCAACUUCCAUUAGUAACAGCAUUUGAAAAAAAAGCAAAGACAAGCGAGGACCAAUAGUGCAAUAUGGUAGUGGAGUAUACUUAAAAAAGUUGUCAACUCACAUUUGAUGGAGCUAUAACCGACUCUAUGUAAAAAAUUUUGUGGUUUUUAAUCCCUACUUGUAGUGUGAUGGGAUUCCAGCAUGGUUAAAAUUUAGUAGGCCAAAAUCUCCAUGUGGCAUAUGUGUAUGUUGUGUCAGUUGGUUAGCUACAUGUAGCUAGGAUACUGUCAUCAGUGUACUGAGCAUGUGCAGGAAUGCAGGAACUGAAAUUGCACUUAUUUCCUUUGUCUUGGAUGAGCCAUGUGGUUUGACUAGAUGUACAAGUCUAUAUUCUGCUCAUUGAUUGGUUAAAGGUAUAUGUGGGUGUAGCUAUUAAUGGGAGGAGUUAUGUGCCUAUAUAGGGAGCCUGCACUAUUGAUCAGGGCUCAGAACUUGCUGUAUUUUUGGUGACAUUAGUCCCUCUGAGUCCCGAUCGGUGAUCCAAUAAAGAAUCUCCUCCUUCCUGAAGAAACCUGUGUCCAUCUCUCUGUGCUUUGCUUCCGUCAGUUUCUCCGGUAUCAUUUGGUGCAUUGGCCGGGAAACUCAUCGUUCAACGGUAGCUGAGAGGCAGAGGCGUGAGACGGUCUAUCUUUGCCCACGUUCUCUACGGCUGCACCCCUGAACUUCUGCGUGGACCUCCCUUCGUCUCGGCGCCACUGGUCUGUUGUCCAGGAGAUCAUCGGCCUCUACGUAAGAAGUGCUGGGGUGUCCCCGUCGAUGAGUGUGAACUCAGGUUCAGGAACGAGGAGGUAAGACAACUGCUGUUUUAGACGGCAGACCCACUAGGGGUAUACCGAUUGUGCGGUAGGCCCAAAAGGGGUUUAAAUCUGUGUAUGGAAUCUGCCCCCUCUGUCGGAGGGAAGGAGCGAAGGCGCACCGCUCGAUCGAACGCUCUUUAGUAAGACCGUUUUGAUCUGGUUAGUCAGGCGGGGUCCUGUGUAAAUAGCCCUAGCCGGACACCGGUGUCCUGUCUUGACUAGCGUAUCUAGGGUGUAAAUUUUGUUCGCUAGGUCGGGGGGACCGGGAGACUAGCAUACUCUGUUGUAUAUUAUAGUUUGCUAGAUUUCACCCUAUCUUAACUAAGUGUGCUCUGUUGUAAAUCCAGCCACUAGCUUAUUGAUAGUUUAAUAGACUAGCUGGGUACUGUGUAAAUUCUGCCCUCUAGUUCGCUAUACGUGGUGUCUGGGCAGCGAAGAACUUAUCGAAUCUCUGGUGUAUAAAUAGAUCGAAAGCUCUCGAGGUGCUGGCCAGUUAGAAUAGUUGGGAUUAUUGUAAAUGUUGUUAAAUAUAUUGUAGUUGGUGAAUUGGUUAACUUGUAUGUCCUACUAGAAAGUUAGAGCUCUGCUGUCUAGUGGGAGUGUAAAUUGUGUGUAUAACUGUAAAAUAGCGCACGGUACCAUAACUACUGACAUGUACCAUAACCACUGACAUUGUGUAAAAAUUACUAACAAUUGCUGUUUUAUGUUAUAUGUAUAAUACCAUAACUGUUACUAACUGAUCUGUGACUUUAAAACUGUAUUAUAACCACUUACUAACUGUACCAUAACCACUGACUGUAAAGAUGAGGUUACUAGAAUGUGAUAUAGUUGGUUAGUCAAAAGUUGAUUUAUAGUACAGAUAAUUGUAGAGAUGAAAUCUGUUGAAAUGUUAUGUGAUCGGUUAGUUUAUAUGGAUUAAUAGCGUGGAUAGUUGUAUGGUUUGAAUAAUAGUUACAUUGAUGAGUGUAUAGUCUUUGGUGGGUUUUUGAUUUAAUUUCGUGUGUGCGACGUCGUGAUAUUGUUGAGCAUGUGAGGAUCCUGUGUGUGUGUUUGGGCCUAGUGACUGCGCAAUGUGUUGCUGGUGAUAAGGAGAUUGGUGUGACUGUUGAAACUGUGUGUAUAUUUGUACAGCUUUUUGAAUCAGACGUUCUGUUGAAAUAAUCUGAUUCACUUGGCUGUUAGUCUUUUGUCUUGUAUGUUUAAAAAAAAAAAAAAAAGUAGGGAGUAGCUUGUCCUGGUGGCCGCAUGGCCUCCAUGUAGCAGUCUUCACUUAAAUUUAGUGCAGGGUGUACAUGUGGCUGUAACUAGUAGGCUGGAAUUCUAUGAUCAGUUUCUAUAAAUUGACUGUUGGAAACUGAUUGUUGCCUUGGUGAAUUAAACUGUGUCAUAUGGGAAACAAUGUAGCCAUAUGGUGGUCAGAACUAAGGACUUAAUUACAACUGCUUUGGACAUCCCCUCCCCCCCUGGCAUCUGAUUACCAACCCCCCAAACAUCCUCCAGAGCCAGAGUAGCCACGCCCCUAUUCUUCUUCCCAAGCUAAGAACUGGUAUAUAGUCAGUAUUUGCACUCUCCCUGCUCUACUGUCCCCGCCUACCCACAUACCUAUCUGUUCCUGUGUUUCAAACUCUUGUAUUUCUGUACUACCCCUCCCCCUAAUCAAUGAUCAAUGGUAUCAAAUGGUAUAUUGGUUUUUUUAGUUACUGGAUGGGCCCCUCCCAGCUUUGUCCAAAAUGUCCCCUUUUACUAAACUACAAACUGAAAUGUUUAAUUUACCUUAGAACUAAAGAUUUAAUCAAGCCUAGCUAGCAGGGUGGACAUUGAUUAAAAUAAGUAAUAAUAAAAUAGGACAUAAUUAAUUAAAGUCUAUUUGUUUCAUUUGACUUUAGGGAGGCACUCUAAGCCACCUACUGGCCAUCUUCGGGAGUUACAUUGAUAAUACAUUGUUUAUAACAGAUAGAUGUAGGAUUGCUUACCCUAUUUUAAUAUAUUUAUUGCUAUAAGGUUUUAUUUUAUGUAUAAAUAUAUUAAAAGUUGAGUUUUCUUAUUAGACCCAUAAAGAUUAUUUUGAUACAAUUACCCUCUGGUGACACCUACUGGUAGGUUUUUGGUUUAACACUUUAAAAAAAAAACAAAAAAAAACGUUUUUUCAUCCACCAAAUGCUGACUAAUAAAAUUAUCUUACUAUCCUAGACUGGAACCUAUUAUUGGGCAGCCUUGCCGAAGUCCCAUAUUAGACACUGCUUGAGUCAAAUAGGUUGUAUACUCCCUUUAAUCCAGAGGCCCCUGAAAACUUCCAAAUGAUAGACUCAGCAUUUGUCAGCCAGGCCCAAGGUGAUAGUAAAAGGAAAUUACAGAAAUUAGAGGGAUUUGCAGGGAUGUCCAUAAUACAGCUAAUGGAGAUUGCAAAUACAGUAUAUAUGAAUAGGGAGAUGGAUGAAGAACGUAAAAUGAGGAAAAAGGCAGAUAUGCUAGCGGUAGCUAUCUUAAGUGUAGAAAGACAGGGAAGUGAAUAGAGGAGACGAGAAUAGGCUGAGCAAGGGACUUUAAGUAGGAAUUAAUGUGCGUAUUGUAGAAAGGAGGGACAUUGGAAGAGUGAGUGUCCACAGAGAGAGCAGUAUGAAGGUGAUAGACAAGGAGAGAGAAGGGUAUGAGGAGGUUAUAGUGGUAGUUAUAGAGUAAGAGGAAGUUUUAGAGGGAAUGGUGGGAAUAGUAGAGGAAGUGUUCAAGGAGACAGAUACUAUCCACCCACGCAGAGACCUAGAGAAAGAGAGGAUAGAGAUUUUGUGGGUCUGGCUGACACUAUCAUGGAAGACUAUUGAUACCGACUGGGCUCCAUCCCACUUGGUCGAGCGUAGCCUAUGGUCGAUGUAGCAAUAGGGGGAAAGAGAAGUUCUUUCAUGAUCGACACAGGUGCUGAACAUUCUGUGGUGAAGCAUUAGUUCCUAUAUAUGCCAGAGUGUCCAAUUCAACUUUUAGGACGAGAUCUAUUAUCGAAGCUUUAAACUCAGAUAACCUUUUACCUAAUGGAUUAACAUCUCUGAAGUUUAAGGGAUUACCAGGCAUAAUGGUGAUAUCGGUGCCAAGGGAAGAAGAAUGACGCUUCUAUUCCAUAGUGACAAGUGUUAACCCUAAGAGUGAUGAAUCCUUAUUUGACAUUCCAGGAGUAUGGGAAGAAAAUAAUCCUCCAGGACUUGCUCGUAAUAUCCCACCAAUACAUAUUGAGUUAAAGCUCGGGGUGUAUUCUGUUAGCCUUUGUAUGUUGUUCUUUUAUCUACCCCAACAGCUGUAAAGGUGGCGGAAGUGACUCCUUGGAUUCAUCAUUCUAAGGUUAAACCAGCAGCAGACUCUUGGCAAGCUACUCCAGAUCCUGAGAAUCCUUGCAGGACCCGGUUGAAGCGUGCAACUCAGUCGGAGUGACGAGGGGAUAUCGAGACAUUCUAAUUAAAAGUCUACAAAGAUCAUCAAGUAGGUGUUUUGACGGCCAUAAUAAAGCCUGACCACCUGCCUACGUGUCAUAGCCAGAGUAUCUUGAAGGGAUCUCUGUGAAGGAAAGUGAGGAUCAGAAGAACAACAUCCUUGCAGCCCUCACAAUCGGGAAGCUGAGAGGCCAUCGCACGGUUGAAGAAAAAUGAGGAUUUCAGGAAUAAUGUGUUUUAUUGUGUCUUAGUAUUUUUAUGAUUUUUCAGGAAGGUAGGAGUACAGACAUACCGAAUUGCGAUAGUUGCAUUAAGACUACUAAAACAGGUAACCAAAUAUCCCAAACUUUCAUCUGGCACUCACAGUAUGAAUGUAAGGGAUCUGUAUCUAAAUGUAGAUAUUUGGAUAUUGAUUAUAGUGUGUGCAAGCCAAUAUCAGGAGAGUCUAAAUGUUUUGAUCCCCAUUUCCAACCCCGUACAAUUUGGUUGGUAAUUCGGAAUAGUAACUCCCAGGGGACAUUACUAAAUAGGACUGUGAUAAGCACCAUACAUUCCGCGGGUAUUCUACUAUUUGAUGCAUGUAAGGCGAUUUCGGGUAGUGGAAGACUUUGGAAUGUAUGUGGUAAUCUUAAAUGGGAACGAACUUAUGGGUUUAAUGAUAAAUACUUAUGUCCCAGUAAAAGAUCUACUGAUCCUGAUUGCCCAAAUAGAGACCAACUUCUGCCCCUAUUGGUCAUGUGUAGGUUGGGCAACCUGGGAAAAACAGUGGAUCAAGAUAUGAUUAUCCAAAGGUUGCCUACCACACCAUACUGUAAAUCUAUGGAAUGUAAUCCGGUCCAUAUGACCAUCUCUAAUCCCCAGCAUUUUAUUGACAAAUUUGGAAAUAUUUUUGGGUUCCAAAUAUAUGGCACAGGAGUAAAUUCAGGAACAAUAAUAUAUGUAGGUCUUGAAACUGAGACAGUGGCAACUCAAACUCAUCAGGUUUCUCAUUCCUUCUAUGAGGAGAUGAGUAUUGAGGAUAAAAUUCCCCAUAAUGUUAACAACCUAUUUAUUGAUUUGGCUGAGGGUAUUGCAGGUAGUCUUAAUGUAGCUAAUUGCUAUGUGUGUGGAGGUACUAAUAUGGGAGACCAGUGGCCAUGGGAGGCAAAGGAAAUAUGGUACCCUGGCUCUGAGACAUAUGAACAACAGAUACCUUUCCAGUCUGAUCAUCAAGUAAGUACUAGAAGUAAAUUGGAAUGGUGGUUAAAAACCUCCAUUAUAGGUCAUGUUUGUAUAGCCAGGAAAGGGACAAUGUAUAACACGUCUGUAGGUGAGCUAACUUGCUUGGGACAAAAAGCCUAUAAUGUUAAUACUAAAAUACUACUUGGUGGUCAGCUUCAAAUGUCUCGGAACCUACUAAUCCGUUUGCCAAUUACACUCAUUUAAAGGAGGUAUGGUUUGACUUAUCUGCUACAUCUAGUUGGAAAGCCCCAGCAAAUUUAUACUGGAUUUGUGGUAAUAAAACUUAUUUGGAGUUACCACAAGAUUGGGAAGGGGCAUGUGUAUUAGGUAUGCUCAAGCCAUCCUUCUUCUUGUUGCCAAUCGAAACAGGAGAGACCUUGGGAGUUAAGGUUUACGAUGUAAAUCAUAAAAGGAAGAGAGCAUCCUUGAAUAUAGGUAGCUGGGAAGAUAAUGAGUGGCCCCCUCAACGUAUUAUUAAUUAUUAUGGACCUGCUACUUGGGCAGAAGAUGGCACUUAUGGAUAUAGAACUCCGAUUAUAUAUGCUCAACCGCAUUAUUAGACUACAGGCGGUAGUUGAGAUUAUUACUAAUGAGACAGCUCAAGUGCUUAAUCUUCUAGCUAAGCAAAAUACCAAGAUGUGAUCAGCCAUAUACCAGAAUAGGCUAGCCCUUGAUUACUUACUAGCAGUAGAAGGAGGUGUAUGCGGAAAGUUUAAUCUAAGUAACUGUUGUCUGUACAUAGAUGAUGAAGGGCAGGCAGUGGCUGAACUUACAAGCCACAUGGUUAAAUUUGUGCAUGUACCUACUAAGGUCUGGAAUGGGUAUAACCUAAGUAGUUGGUUUGGAAGUUGGUAUGAGCAGCUUGGAGGAAUUAAGACAUUAGUAGGAGGAGUAGAAUUUAUUAUAUUUUUUUGUGCCUCCUCCUGCCCUGUCUAAUUCCACUAGUGGUAAGGUCCCUACGUAGCAUUAUAGAGAGUACUAUAGAGAGAAAGACAGCGGCUCAUGUAAUGGCUGUCUAUAGAUAUGAUCCCCUAGUCCAAAGAGAAUAUAUUCAGGAUGAGGAAUGUUGAAGGAGUUUUUAAGAUGCUUACAAGGUCUACUCUGGUUCAAUGGCUACUUGAGAGAUGUAGGUAAAACUGUGAUUGGUGAUGCAUCUGGAAUAAUGUUAUAUCAGAGGCAUCAAAAGGGGGGAAUGUGAUGGGAUUCCAGCAUGGUUAAAAUUUAGUAGGCCAAAAUCUCCAUGUGGCAUAUGUGUAUGUUGUGUCAGUUGGUUAGCUACAUGUAGCUAGGAUACUGUCAUCAGUGUACUGAGCAUGUGCAGGAAUGCAGGAACUGAAAUUGCACUUAUUUCCUUUGUCUUGGAUGAGCCAUGUGGUUUGACUAGAUGUACAAGUCUAUAUUCUGCUCAUUGAUUGGUUAAAGGUAUAUGUGGGUGUAGCUAUUAAUGGGAGGAGUUAUGUGCCUAUAUAGGGAGCCUGCACUAUUGAUCAGGGCUCAGAACUUGCUGUAUUUUUGGUGACAUUAGUCCCUCUGAGUCCCGAUCGGUGAUCCAAUAAAGAAUCUCCUCCUUCCUGAAGAAACCUGUGUCCAUCUCUCUGUGCUUUGCUUCCGUCAGUUUCUCCGGUAUCAGUAGGAUAUCCGUUUGAUGUUAAUACACAGUAGAGUGGCGAUAAGGCAAAUCAUAGCAGGACUGCGAUGAAGUAGACCAUGUGGAAUGACAAGAAGAAACCAAUAGUGCUCUCUAUAUAGGUAAGUAUUUAUAAAAUAAAAUAUAGUUACAAUAAAAUGAGCAGAUUAACCGCUCUAUGUAUCAAACGUGGUGGGUAUAAUCCCCACAUAGGAUUCUUUAAUGGUAGUCCGCAGGGAACUCAAUCCAGAUGUCAGGUGGAAAUAAGACUCUAUAAAUAAAUGCUAUAAAGUAUAUGGCUUACAGCAGAUAAUAAGUUAGCCAAAAAUACUAUUAGAAAAGAAAUAAGAUAAAAACCACAACGCGUUUCUCCCUUUAGGGCUUUUUCAAGUGGAUAAAACCUGGCAAUGUUUAUAUAGGCUUCAAAACACUUCAAUUUAGAAAAUUGGUGCCAAAAUUACUUUGUCACGUGACCGCACUUGUUAUCACGUGACUCUGACUGGAGAUACAAAACAUUAAAUUAUACAAUAUAUCUAACACUAUUUGUAUGGUAAAAUCAUAAACAACAAAAACGAGUGCUUAAAAGAAAGGUGCCAGAGCAUAUAACUCGCGCUUGCAGGACUUCUCGCAGGCGGCUCCCUUCUUUUGGAACAGCCUGCCUACCCCCAUCAGACUCUCCCCUAGUCUUCAACUAUUUAAGAAGUCCCUCAAAACACAUCUGUUCAGAAAUGCUUGUAUGGACUCCCAGAGUAACUUUCCUAUACUUAUCCAAAUCUGUCUCUCGCUCUCCUAAAAGAGCCAUACUCCACUCUCACCUCCAGCUCUGCUACUUUUCCACCUUGUUUGGUGGCUGUCACCCUUGCUGCCCUAUUGUGUAUGUGUACCCCACCCAGGGGCGGACUGACCACUCAUGGACCGAGGGCCCGAGGCAGUCAGGGGCCCGGCCGCACAGCCUUGCUCCAGCUGGAGAGAUCAGAGAUCUCUCCAACUGGAACGGUAAAAAAAAAAUUUAAAAAAAUUUCCUUCAAUGGGUUGCUGGGGCCCCGAUGCAGCGCGGGGCCCCAGCAACCACCACCCCCCCUCCCUCCCAUGAGACCUGGCAGCUUCUCCAGCUCUCUGCCAGGUCUCCUUCUCCCUGUCCCGCACGGUGCUCUGUGUGAUGGGAGAGGCGGGGCCAGGAAGUGACAUCACUUCCUGUGUACUCCUCUCACACACAGAGCCCGAUCAGAGGGGAAGGAGCAACAGCCGGGAGACCAGAAGGAGCAGAGAGACAGGUAGGCUCAAGUCACCCUCCCCUCCUGCUGUCACUAAUCACCCCUCCCCCACUGUCACCCCACUGUGUCACUAAUCACCCCCCCUUCACUUUGACACUAAUCACCCCUGUCACUAAUCACCCCCCCACUGUCACUAAUCACCCCACUUCCCCCCACCCAAUAAGGUCACCCCCACUGUCACUAAUCACCCCCUUCACUGUCACUAAUCACCCCCCCCUUCCUCCUGUCACUCAUCCACCCCCCUCCUCACUGUCACUAAUCACCCCCCCCAUCCUCACUUGUCACUAAUCACCCCCCCCCAUCCUCCCUUUGUCACUAAUCACCCCAGCCUCCUGUCACUAUCACCCCCUCCUCACUGUCACUAAUCACCCCAUCCUCACUGUCACUAAUCACCCCCCAUCCUCCCACUGUCACUAAUCACCCCCCACUGUCACUAAUCACCCUCCCACUGUCACUAGUCACCUCCCCUCACUGUCACUAGUCACCCCCACUGUCACUAAUCACCCCCCACUGUCACUAGUCACCCCCCCACUGUCACUAAUCACCCCCCACUGUCACUAGUCACCCCCCCCACUGUCACUAGUCACCUCCCCCCACUGUCACUAGUCACCCCCCCACUGUCACUAGUCACCCCCCCGUGUCACUAGUCACCCCCACUGUCACUAAUCACCCCCUUCACUGUCACUAAUCACCCCUUCACUGUCACUAAUCACCCCCCUCCUCACUGUCACUAAUCACCCCCUUCACUGUCACUAAUCACCCCCAAGCCCUCACUAUCACUAAUCACCCCCAUCCCCUCUGUCACUAAUCCCCACCCCCUCACUCUGUCACUAAUCACCCCCCACUGUGUGUCACUACUAACCCCCUCCUCACUCUGUCACUAGUCACCCCUUCCCUCUGUCACUAGUCACCCACUCCCUCCUCGUCACUGGUCACCCCUCCCUCCCUCUGUCACCAGUCAUCCCCUCACUCUGUCACUAGUAACCACUUCCUUCCCUCACUCUGCCUCUAGUCACCCUUUCCCUCACUCUGUCACCUGUCACCCCCUCACUCUGUCACUAGUCACCCCCUCACUCUAGUGACAGAGUGAGGGAGGGUGUGACUAGUGACAGAGAGGGAGGGUGUGAUUAGUGACAGUGAGGGAGGGUGUGAUUAGUGACAGAGUGAGAGAGGGUGUGACUAGUGACAGAGAGAGGGUGGGGGUGACUAGUGACAGAGAGAGGGAGGGGGUGACUAGUGACAGAGUGAGGGAGGGAAGGGGUGACUAGUGACAGAGUGAGGGAGGUGGUGAUUAGUGACAGAGGGAGGGAUGGGGUGACUAGUGACAGUCACCACCCCCUUCACUCUGUCACUGUGUCACCCCCUUCCUCACUGUGUCACCCCCUUCCUCACUCUUUCACUGUGUCACCCCCUUCCUCACUCUCACUAGUCACCCACUCCCUCCCUCACUCUGUCACUAGUCACCCCCUCUCUCACUCUGUCACCAGUCAUCCUUCCUUCCCUCACUCUGCCACUAGUCAUCCCCUCACUCUGUCACCAGUCACCCCUUCCUUCCUUCACAGUGACAGAGUUAGGGAGGGAGUGACUAGUGACAGAGAGAGGGAUGGGGUGACUAGUGACAGAGUGAGGAAGGGGGUGACUAGGGACAGAGGGGGUGAUUAGUGACAGAGUGAGUGAGGGGGUGACUAGUGACAGAGUGAGGGAGGGGGUGACACAGUGACAGAGUUAGGGAGGGAGUGACUAAUGACAGAGAGAGGGAUGGGGUGACUAGUGACAGUCACCCCCUCCCUCCCUCUGUCAUUAGUAACUCCCUCCCUCUGUCACUAGUCAUUCCCUCCCUCUGUCACCAGUCAUCCCCUCCCUCUGUCACCAGUCAUCCCCUCACUCUGUCACCAGUCAUCCCCUCACUCUGUCACUAGUCACCUAUUCCCUCCCUCACUUUGCCACUAGUCAUCUCUUCCCUCCCUCCCCCACUCUGCCACUAGUCACCCAUUCCCUAACUCUGUCACUAGUCACCCCCUCUCCCUCUGUCACUAGUCACCCACUCCCUCACUCUGUCACCAGUCACCCCCACUCACUGUGUCUCCCCCUUACUCUGCCACCACUCAACCCCUCCUUCCCUCACUCUGCCACCAGGUACCCCCUCACUCUGCCACCUGUCACAACCUCCCACACUCUUCCACCUGUCACCUUCUUCCUCAUACACUCUGUCACCUGUCACAUAUGCAUUCACACAGACACUAUAUACAAAAAAGCACAUGUAGUCAUCCAGACAUGCACAAGUGCAUUCACACAGACUCAAAUACAAACAUGCAUUGAUACACAGGUCUUCGCAAUAUACACAUCCAAAGGAAUGCCGUUUUAUGAGUUAUAUUUAACAUUUAUUUAAUGCACAUAUAUUUGGCCUUCAAAGGGCCUGGGAUUUAAUUUUGCCCGGGGGCCCCAAAGGCUCUCAGUCCGCCCCUGACCCCACCUCCUCUACACUGUAAGCUCGUUUGAGCAAGGCCCUCAUCUACCUAUUGUUCCUGUGUCACUGUGUAAUUGUCUCAUUUAUUGUAAAUUUCCCCCUUUCAUAAUAUUGUAAAGUGCUGCGGAAUUAGUUGGCGCUAUAUAAAUACCAAUAAUAAUAAUACAAAGUGUAGAAGGUGUGGCUUGUAUAUCACGGCAUUAAGGCGCAAUGCAUUUUGGGGUAUGAAGUUCAUAUUGGCCGACCAGUCAUCCCUUCCUUCCCUCACUCUGCCACUAGUCAUCCCUUCCCUCACUCUGUCACCAGUCAUCCCCUCACUCUGUCACCAGUCACCCCUUCCUUCACAGUGACAGAGUUAGGGAGGGAGAGACUAGUGACAGAGAGAGGGAUGGGGUGACUAGUGACAGAGAGAGGGAUGGGGUGACUAGGGACAGAGGGGGUGAUUAGUGACAGAGUGAGUGAGGGGGUGAUUAGUGACAGAGUGAGUGAGGGGGUGACUAGUGACAGAGUGAGGGAGCGGGUGACACAGUGACAGAGUUAGGGAGGGAGUGACUAGUGACAGAGAGAGGGAUGGGGUGACUAGUGACAGUCACUCCCUCCCUCACUCUGUCACUAGUCACUACCUCCCUCUGUCACUAGUCACUACCUCCCUCUGUCACUAGUCACUCCCUCACUCUGUCACCAGUCAUCCCCUCACUCUGUCACCAGUCAUCCCCUCACUCUGUCACCAGUCAUCCCCUCACUCUGUCACUAGUCACCUCUUCCCUCCCUCACUUUGCCACUAGUCAUCUCUUUCCUCCCUCACUCUGCCACUAGUCACCCAUUCCCUCACUCUGUCACUAGUCACCCACUCCCUCACUCUGUUACCAGUCACCCCCACUCACUGUGUCUCCCCCUCACUCUGCCACCACUCAACCCCUCCCUCCCUCACUCUGCCACCAGGUACCCCCUCACUCUGCCACCUGUCACAACCUCCCACACUCUUCCACCUGUCACCUUCUCCCUCAAACACUCUGUCACCUGUCACAUAUGCAUUCACACAGACACUAUAUACAAAAAAGCACAUGUAGUCAUCCAGACAUGCACAAGUGCAUUCACACAGACUCAAAUACAAACAUGCAUUGCAAUAUACACAUCCAAAGGAAUGCCGUUUUAUGAGUUAUAUUUAACAUUUAUUUAAUGCACAUAUAUUUGGCCUUCAAAGGGCCUGGGAUUUAAUUUUGCCCGGGGGCCCCAAAGGCUCUCAGUCCUGACCCCACCUCCUCUACACUGUAAGCUCGUUUGAGCAAGGCCCUCAUCUACCUAUUGUUCCUGUGUCACUGUGUAAUUGUCUAAUUUAUUGUAAAUUUCCCCCUUUCAUAAUAUUGUAAAGUGCUGCGGAAUUAGUUGGCGCUAUAUAAAUACCAAUAAUAAUAAUACAAAGUGUAGAAGGUGUGGCUUGUAUAUCACGGCAUUAAGGCGCAGUGCAUUUUGGGGUAUGAAGUUCAUAUUGGCCGAUCGCGUUAUAGCGAUGGCCGAGCACAUAACUAUGUUAUUGAGGAAUUAUGGGUUAUGUAGUUCAGAAUAAUGCUCGAUCAGACCCUAAAGGGGAAAGGAAAGGACCGGACAUGUGAUUCGCCCAGGGGAGGAGCCGAGACACGAUCAGGACGUAGAGUGGGACGAGGCAUGGGAAAAGCAAAGAGUAUGCCUCUCCAAUAAUAGAGACAUCAAAAGGGGCGUGCUGUAAAAGUUAGCGUGAUCAAGAGGUCACAUAUGGCAGCAAUCUUGUGAGGGUACUAGAUAGCUAUAAACAGCUAUGUGGCCAUAUUGGGAGGGGAAUACGUGAAAUAGAAAAGUGAACUAUGAACAAUGGGAUAAUGCUGGGGAAGAGUACCUUUCACAAUAGCUGAUUUUAAUAAUUAUUAUUAAAAACAUCUAUUAUUGUUAAUAAAACACAAUUUUAAAAAGUUAUGUGAGUAUAGAGUGCAGGGUAAUUUGUUCCUUGUGUGUGUCAGUGUCCUCUGUGUGUAACUAUAUUGUGUCUAUUAAAUUUUUAUUUUGUGACUUUUAUUCACAUUAAUAGUUCAUACAUUCUUCCUUACAUACAAUAUUCACAUUAUGUCAUAUUUAUUUUAAAAAUAUUCCUUAUUACCUUUAAUCAGGCUUGUUGUCCAAAAUGGGAUUUAUUUAAAUAUCAGUAUCUACACAUUUCAUUUGGAAUUUAAAAUCAAUAGAAAUUACUUUCUCAAGACAGGGAUACUUAUGAAAUUUCUUUAGAUCUGCAGGGGUACUCUCCAUAAAGGUUGAGAAACACUGUCCUAAUGCAUGAUCAAAAUGUAAAAGGAUCACUAUAGUGUCAGGAAAACAAAGCAGUUUUCCUGACACUAUAGUGCCCAGAGGGUGCCCCCACCCUCAGGGUCCCCCUCCCGUUGUGCUGAAGGGGUAAAAAACCCCUUCAGCAGCUUACCUUAUUCCAGCACAGGGCUCCCUUGGCGCUGGUGACCUCUCCUCCCCCGCCGACGUCAACGGAGCCAUCCGACGUCACUGGAUCAGAAGACAGCCACUAGAGGAUAAACCCCAAAUGUAAACAUAGCAGUUUCACUGAAACUACUAUGUUUGCAUCUGAAGGGUUAAAACCUGAGGGACCUGGCACCCAGACCACUUCAUUGAGUUGAAGUGGUCUGGGUGACAAUAGUGUCCCUUUAAUGUUUUCAGAAUCAACUGAAUUUAUCAGUACCAUUCGCAAAACUUGUAUUGUGACUGGGACGUGAUGUCCUGGAAGAGCAAGGGCUCUUGCAGGGCUCGAGUCCUGCAGGGACGCAUGGAAACGAUGUUCUUGCACUUUUUCCAAAGCAGGAAUGCCGUUCCCGCUAGUAGUCCUGCAGGACCUGCCCUGCUACCUGCACACAGGAGCCUAGCACACUCUGUGUUCCCUCUCCAGCUGCAGCACACAUUCGCGAGACCCGCGCCUGUCAGAGCGUUGUCACAGGUUACCAUGGCAACGCUCCACACAGCGCGCAGGCGAGUCUUGCAAGAGUUAGAGCUGGAGAGGGAACACAGCCUUACUGGAUAUACAACCCUAGUUUAAUUUUAAAAACAAGGGAAACCACUAAGAAAAGGAAUAAACUGUGGAAACAACCACAAACCCCGACACUAGGGCAAUGGUACAAACUAAUGGAGGAGAUCUACUCAGCAGAAGCUAUUAGGGCAUCAGUAACGGGACAGAGUGACAAGCAUGUCGAGCUGUAGAGACCAUGGAUAGAUACAUUUAGUAUGAAGGGAAGUCACCAAGCUUUACAGUACUUUCCCUGUAGAAGAAAGCUAGGGCACUAACCCUACACAGAACAUUAACGAACCACUGUUGAACGGAACCCCCAACUCCUUUAGCCUCAAUGCUAAUCCCUUAACAACCAACAAGGGCCUAUAUUGCCUAGCACAUCACACACGACCCCACUAUACCGGACAAAAGGUACCCAUCACACACACACAUAUCACCCAUAGCUGUGUAAGGGUCGAGGGCCUGUGGGCGUCCUUCUGCUCAAUUCUACACCUAAUGCCUGACAAGUGACCUGUGAGCCUCUGCACUGUACCUUAGCCACGAGACCUACGAGUCUAAGUUAAGUAAAUACGGUGGAAGCUGCCAUUAGUACUAGUUCAUGAUGAGCUAACAUAACCUUGUAUGUUAAGUUAGUAAUAUAUAUAUAUAAAUAAUAUAUUAUGGGACCUGCAAGUCCACCAAGUAAAUGUUAACCGCUAAAUGUGGAGACCUGUGCGUCUCCGACAAAUAUCAAUGAUACCGGAAAUUUUCUUGCCAACUCGAUGCAUUAUACAACUGGUGGGACCUGCGCGUCCAUACUAUGACUUUAAUAUACAGUUUAAACUUUCAAUGCUAACCACAAAAAAAUCUAAUAAGAUAUUUACAACAAAUAAAAAAAGAGAAGGGAAAAAAAUAUAUAAAGAAACUGAAUAUCCUAUCCUAUGAACUGCUAUUUCUGAAGUUACAUUGGCAGCGAUCAGCAUGUUUCUCAGAUUACUAAUCAAUAAUUGUCCUUCCAAGGAAACAGUCAGUGGCCUGUAAAUUCAACUUCUCUUAUUAGUAUUCAUAUCUAAAAAAAUACAAGAUACACCUAGAAAAAAUAAAACCAGAGAACAUACAUAGUGUAACACUAUUUAGUAGAAUAAUCACUGCUGUAUGAAUUGCACUCACAAGAUAGAAGUGAAUUUCAAGCCCAUCAAAUUCUCUUAGGGAUUCUGGUUGAAUGGUUCCUUAUUGGUCAGAUGUAUACGCAAAAGAAAAACUGAACAUAGUAUAGUAAAAAAUGUGAUUUAUUGGAAACACUUACAAAAAGUAAGAAGUUAAAACGCCCAUCAGAUAACCUGGUCACUCCUUCCAGAUGGUAAAAUAGGAACAAUGGGUCACAGGAAUCACAGGCUAUAAGAAUAGUAAAUAGCUCUAGCUCUACGCGUUUCGUCUAUAACAAUAGACUUCCUCAGGAGCAAUUUAAUAAAAGGCUAACACAUCUAACAAUCAAUACAAAUAGAGUGCAAUAAAAGUCCCAUAAGUUCUUGCUUCUUUUAAAUGUCCCUCUCGACGUUUUCGGCUUGCAUCAGCCAAUCCCGGCGUUUGGAAUCACCUGUUCUGUAUGCUUGAAAGUUCAUAUCCAUAUAAGGACUUCCGCCGGACGUCCGUGGAACGCAUAUGCGUUCCACCAAACCGGAAGGUUCAUCUCCCUCUCGAUACGUCAUCACACGGCGGCUGGAACGCACAUGCGUUCCACCCGAUCGGCAUACAUCAGGGAACGUAAUAUAAGGAAAAAAAGAAGACACACUUAAAUACAAAUCAAUAAAAAAGGCUAUAGCUCUAUAAACAGCUACACCAAUACCAAAAAAGUGAUAAUAAAAAAGAGUGAUAUUAAUACUCAAAAAUAAUAAUAAAAGUAACAUAUAAGUAUGAGAAUAAUAAUAAUAAAAUAGAAUAAAUAAAUAAAUAAGAAUAAUAAAAUCAAAGAAAACAAUUCAAAUCAAAGUCUACGUUCAGUCCAUGCGGUUGAAGUGUUUUCAAUUUAUGGAUCCAGAAUCCCUCUCUUUGUCUCAAUUUCAUGGUUAUAUCACCUUCCCUUGCAUCAAGGGAGACCUGUUCUAGUAUUCAUAUCUCCCAACAUUGAGAGGUAGGUCAUUGGAACUGGUGGGUGGUUUAGGACCAGUGGAACACUGAAUUGGACAAACAUCAUCGUUUCAGCAGAUAUGGUGCCGCUGCACAGGAGACAAAGACCUGGCACUAGUUUAAUGUUAAGUUUCAGCGUGUUUAUUUUUUCUUUAUCUUUAAUGGGGAGCAACCAGGGGCAUGCUAUAGUGCUUAUGGUGAUUAAAAACUUGACAUACAAUGGUUUUGCAAAAAUGAAGCACCUUUAUUUACUGCAGUUAUGGUGGGAAAUUGGAACUAAGUUGAAGAAAAAAAAAAAGUCCAUAUACUCAAAUUCCAUUUAACCCAUUAUAUUCUGUUAUAAAAAAACAGCAUAACAGUCAAUUUAUAAUCCUUCUCAUUGUCAUUAUGAUCUCUUAAUACACAGGGAAUAACAAAAUAAAUAAAAUAAUAAUUCUGCUUUUACAGAAUUCUUUUGCUCCAGAGCUGUUAACUCAGAUCUAAUAGUUGCACUUUUUUGCUAGCUAUUGUCACAAUAAGUAACACUCUGUGUGCAGUUUUUACUCUUGCCAUUUCCUCCUUGUGCUAAGCCACUGCCCACUGUGAUCUCUGAUUUCAGGCCCAUCCUUUGCUUUCUAAACUAGGAAACGAAACUGAUAUGAGAAAGGGUCUUAGCCAUUUCUUCCCAACUCUGCAGAAGUGGGGGCGGUGAGCUAUGUGAAGGUAAGUGUGAGAGGGAUGUUAAAUGGAAGCAAUAUUGUUUACAUAAUUCCAUUUUUAAAAAUGCAUUAUAGGAAACACAUGCAUUAAAAAUGAGUGCAAAAAAUAAAAAGAAAGCCAGUUGCUGUGAAUCUUCCCUCCAGAUGCAUUGUUUAGUGGGUCUGACUGCAGCUACAGACACACUCCUCAAUAACCAGGGAGAGACUCUUCAAUCACGAGCUCUGAUUUAGAUUUUUGGGGUCUAUUCUUAUUGGGGCACUCCCACUGAUAAGAUACGUGCAGCUUGUAUGUAAACUGGUAUCAGCUAAAAUGGUUUACAGUGAUUGUUUAAUGUUACAUAGUUGACAUAACAGGAAAAUGUUCUUCUCCCAUAGAAAAGACAAAAGGUCUUGUGUUGUUAAAGGGGAGAAUUCUCGCACUCUGUCCCUGUAUUACAUAGCCCAAAUGUUGUCCUUAAUAUAUAUAUAUAUCACAUUGUUAUUUAAUAUCGGUAUGUGUGCAUGCUCUUCACAUUGGAGCUCUGUGACAGGUGGUGGAGGGAUUAACCUGCUAGAUCCUUGUUUUCAGAAUAUGUUGCUAUGCAGGUACAUUAUUAUGGAAAGCUAUAUCAGGGAUUAUUUCACAAACUCUCUGCAGUAUGCAGAGCAAUUGUCACACCCAACGUUGCUAUGAAACGUUAGACCUUCCAGGUAUAUUUAGAUAUUUAUUGGGUGUGGACUUGCUGUGUCAUUCCAUGUCUACAAUACAGCAUCAUGAUCUGACACAAACAUCAGCAUCUAAACAUUUUUAAUUUGGCUCCUAAAAUUCUGUAACUGACUUCUGUACUAUAGUGAUGGCAUUGCCCUGCAUGUGUGUAUAUUUAUAUUCUUUUAUUUAUUUAUUUUAAUUGGAGAAUUUUUAUAGCUAGUUUGGUGUAAAAUUUUGAAUUAUCUUUGAAUUCCUGGUAAGUCCCAGUUUAAUGAAGAUCCCUGCAUAUAUGUGGUGGAUGUGUCCCCAAUGGUCAGAGAAAAAGCAGUGUUUACAUUGCUGCCUAGGGACACCGCCAGUGGCAGUCACUCAGAUGGCUCCUAGAGGUGCUUCCUGGGUCAGUGCUGCUGAUGUUUAACGUCUCCACGCUUUGCAUGGAGACACUAAACUUUCCCAAUACAGAUGCAUUGAUUCAAUGCAUCUCUAGAGGAGAUGCUGAUUGGCUAGGGCUGUGUUUAGCUCUGCCACUGCCCCUGCCCCCUUAUUGAGAAUAAAUGUAUGAUUUUCCUUUAUUUAAGACUAGUGUUUUUUACUAAAGGAUUAGGAAUACACAUUUGUGUUCCUGACCCUAUAAUGUUCCAGUAAUGAAACAGUUUUGAUGUACAGAUCAUGCCCCUGCUGUCUCAAUGCUCAAUUCUCUUCAGUUUAUCAGUUGUAUCACUUUGUUUAUGCAUCUCUAGUCACACUUCCCUGCAUGUGACUUGCCCAGCCUUCCUAAACACUUCCUGUAAAGUGUCAUCUAAUGUUUAUACUUCCUUUAUUACAAAUUCUGUUUAAUUUACAACUUCUUAUCUCCUGCUCUGUUAAUAGCCUUGUAGAGCAUGCAUGAGCUUCCUGUGUGUAAUUAAAGUUUAAUUUACAGAGCAGAAGAUAAAAAUGUCUAAAGUAAGUUACAUCUGAUUGACAAUGAAACAGUUGUGUUUUCAUGCAAAAGAAACAAAUUUAAACACCACAAUAUCAGUAGUGUAAAUUAAUUAGCUUCAAUUAAUGUGCAGCCUCCCGAGAUCGUUAUCCACAACAAACGACCUUUACAAAGUACAGACAACCACAAACAGAAUCGGGUUAAGGCUGUAUAAUCUAUAAAGAGAACAUAUGAAAACAAAAUAGUGUAAUACAGUAUGCACAAUAGAUCUUGCGCCGUUAAUAAAUGCACUCACGAGAUAGCGUAGAAAUAAGCGCUCACAAGGUGCCUCCCCUGAUGAUGUGGGAGCUAGUAGUUCCCUUGUCACUGUGAGAUAGCCAAUGGUACACGGGACUCCAGGUAGAUGGUCAAAAUCAAAUUAUAUUAUUUAUUUAAAAGGUGAAAAACACCAUAAGUAUAAAAAAUAAGUGCAGCGAUAGGUCCAACGCGUUUCGUUCUGGUAGGAACUUCUUCAGGGACCGCAAUAAUGAUAAAAUCAAAUACCAUAUAAUAAAUUGUUAAAUAACACAAAUUGUAAAAUAACACAAUUAUUAUAAGGGCAUAUUCGGGGGCUAAUUAGCCCAAAGACCCACCAGGGUGCAUCUCUCUGACACCGGACCCCCUAAGCGACUUAGCUUCACAGUUGCCGACCUAAUCGACGGGACAUGUUAGACAUGGCAAAACGCAAUAAUAAUUAAGCAAGGUAGCAUUGCAAUCUCACUGUUGUUGUUCAAUGUGCAUGUUAAUACAAUAUUUAAGCAUGACAUAUGUUUAAGCAUGAAAAGGGAUGAAAGAGUGUAAAAAUAUCUUCUAGUUAGAAGCUACGAGGAAGGCAUAUAUCUUAUAAACAGAUUAAUUAUAAGCCUACUUAAUAUUGAUCUGGUUUACUGCUUAGGUGAACUCUGCUCUUGCAGCUGUUCUAUGAGGGCCCCCUCCCCCAAGAUCAGUACUAGUUCCAAUAUUCCAAUAUAGUUGAAAGCACAAGGUAAAUCAAGUAAUGUAAAUGGAGGAUAGUGUGUAUAUAACUGAGGGUGCCCAAAAGGUAGAUCCUCAGAUGUUUUAAAUCUAUGUCAUUUUAAAGGUAUGCUAAAGGAAUGCAAAGCAUCAUGGGGUUUACCUUUUGGGCAGCCCUGGUAUAGAGGAUACCUCUGGUUGUAAAUAGUCAUCCCAAUCUGCUAAUGUAAAGUAUAACAGCUACAGUGCAUGACUAAAUACCUUGGAUGUUAAAGGAACACUAUAGGGUCAGGAACAUAAACAUGUAUUCCUGACCCUAUUUUAAACACACCAUUUAGAUGGCUUGUCCCCCCAACAUCUUUAGAAGGGGUUAAAACAUACCUUAAUUCCAGAGCUGCGCGGGUCUGCUGGCACUGGCCCCACCCUCGAUCCGCCUCCUGUGUAAACAUCAGAAUUGUUCAUUCUUAACCAAUGCAAUGCUUUCCCCAGAUAGCAUUGGAUUGGCUAAAAUCGGCAUGGGAGUGGGGCCAAACGCUAUUUUGGCCAAUCAGCACCUUUCUUAUAGAAAUGCAUUGAAAAUUCAGGGACCCCAUGCAGAGCGUGGAGACCCUGAACGAAAGUGCUGCCUACUGUAUAGCACUGAGCUAGGAAGCACUUCCAGUGGCCAUCUGAGGAUUGGCACUUGGAGGUGUCCCUAGGGGGGAAUGUAAACACUGACUUUUUUUCUGAAAAGGCAGUGUUUGCAUGAAAAUGCCUGAAGGCAAUGAUUAUACUCACCAGAACAAAUACAUUAAGCUGUAGUUGUUCUGGUGACUAUAGUGUCCCUUUAAUGCGCCCUACUAAGUACUGGGGUUAUAAACUAUGUACUGGGGUUAUAAACAGUCUCCCUCUGUAAUUUAUAUACUUCUUAUCUGCAAGAUGUAAUACCUCAUCUACAAAGACAGCAUUAGCCUAGUAGAUACUUUAAUAAAAGGCUUGCUAUGUUAAUCAAUAUGUCCGCCACCAGUAAGACUGUUAUGUAUUAAAUUAGUAGAACAAAAAUACAGGUAGCGCCAAGGAAAAUAACACACUAGACAAAAAUACACAUAACUCUGUUACAACCAAUAAAACACACUAAAAAAUGAAAUAAAAAGAGUCCACAGUAAAGUCCAGAAUUGAAAAGAAUAUAAAAAUACCAAAUGAUAGGGCACAGUCUUAGAGGUAACAACCCAUCUUCUAGGUCUUGUACGGUGCUUUUUGGGCAACUUCCAUUAGUAACAGAAAAGACAAGCGAGGACCAAUAGUGCAAUAUGGUAGUGGAGUAUACUUAAAGUUGUCAACUCACAUUUGAUGGAGCUAUAACCGACUCUAUGUAAAAAAUGUAGUGGUUUUUAAUCCCUACUUGUAGGAUAUCCGGCAAAUCAUAGCAGGACUGCGAUGAAGUAGACCAUGUGGAAUGACAAGAAGAAACCAAUAGUGCUCUCUAUAUAGGUAAGUAUUUAUAAAAUAAAAUAGUUACAAUAAAAUGAGCAGAUUAACCGCUCUAUGUAUCAAACAUGGUGGGUAUAAUCCCCACAUAGGAUUCUUUAAUGGUAGUCCGCAGGGAACUCAAUCCAGAUGUCAGGUGGAAAUAAGACUAUAAAUAAAUGCUAAAAAGUAUAUGGCUUACAGCAGAUAAUAAGGUAGCCAAAAAUACUAUUAGAAAAGAAAUAAGAUAAAAACCACAACGCGUUUCUCCCUUUAGGGCUUUUUCAAGUGGAUAAAACCUGGCAAUAUGUUUAUAUAGGCUUCAAAACACUUCAGUUUAGAAAAUUGGUGCCAAAAUUACUUUGUCACGUGACCGCACUUGUUAUCACGUGACUCUGACUGGAGAUACAAAACAUUAAAUUAUACAAUAUAUCUAACACUAUUUGUAUGGUAAAAUCAUAAACAACAAAAACGAGUGCUUAAAAGAAAGGUGCCAGAGCAUAUAACUCGCGCUUGCAGGACUUCUCGCAGGCGGCUCCCUUCUUUUGGAACAGCCUGCCUACCCCCAUCAGACUCUCCCCUAGUCUUCAACUAUUUAAGAAGUCCCUCAAAACACAUCUGUUCAGAAAUGCUUGUAUGGACUCCCAGAGUAACUUUCCUAUACUUAUCCAAAUCUGUCUCUCGCUCUCCUAAAAGAGCCAUACUCCACUCUCACCUCCAGCUCUGCUACUUUUCCACCUUGUUGGGUGGCGAUCACCCUUGCUGCCCUGUUGUGUAUUUGUACCCCAUCUCCUCUAGACUGUAAGCUCGUUUGAGCAGGGCCCUCAUCUACCUAUUGUUCCUGUGUCGCUGUGUAAUUGUCUAAUUUAUUGUAAAUUUCCCCCUUUCAUAAUAUUGUAAAGCGCUGCAGAAUUAGUUGGCGCUAUAUAUAUACCAAUAAUAAUAAUAUAAAGUGUAGGAGGUGUGGCUUGUAUAUCACGGCAUUAAGGCGCAAUGCAUUUUGGGGUAUGAAGUUCAUAUUGGCCGAUCGCGUUAUAGCGAUGGCCGAGCACAUAACUAUGUUAUUGAGGAAUUAUGGGUUAUGUAGUCCGGUGCCCAAGACAACAUAAUGCUCGAUCAGACCCUAAAGGGGAAAGAAAAGGGCCGGACAUGUGAUUUGCCCAAGGGAGGAGCGGAGACACGACUGGGACGUAGAGUGGGCCGAGGCAUGGGAAAAGCAAAGAGUAUGCCUCUCCAAUAAUAGAGACAUCAAAAGAGGCGUGCUGUAAAAGUUAGCGUGAUCAAGAGGUCACAUAUGGCAGCCAUCUUGGGAGGGUACUAGAUAGCUAUAAACAGCUAUGUGGCCAUAUUGGGAGGGGAAUAAGUGAAAUAGAAAAGUGAACUAUGAACAAUGGGAUAAUGCUGGGGAAGAGUACCUUUCACAAUAGCUGAUUUUAAUAAUUAUUAUCAAAAACAUCUAUUAUUGUUAAUAAAACACAAUUAAAAAAAAAGUUAUGUGAGCAUAGAGUGCAGGGUAAUUUGUUCCUUGUGUGUGUCAGUGUCCUCUGUGUGUAACUAUAUUGUGUCUAUUAAAUUUUUAUUUUGUGACUUUUAUUCACAUUAAUAGUUCGUACAUUCUUCCUUACAUACAAUAUUCACAUUAUGUCAUUUAUUUUAAAAAUAUUCCUUAUUACCUUUAAUCAGGCUUGCUGUCCAAAAUGGGAUUUAUUUAAAUAUCAGUAUCUACACAUUUCAUUUGGAAUUUAAAAUCAAUAGAAAUUACUUUCUCAAGACAGGGAUACUUAUGAAAUGUAUUUAGAUCUGCAGGGGUACUCUCCAUAAAGGUUGAGAAACACUGUCCUAAUGCAUGAUCUAAAUGUAAAAGGAUCACUAUAGUGUCAGGAAAACAAAGCGGUUUUCCUGACACUAUAGUGCCCUGAGGGUGCCCCCACCCUCAGGGUCCCCCUCCCGUGGUGCUGAAGGGGUAAAAAAAAACCUUCAGCAGCUUACCUUAUUCCAGCGCAGGGCUCCCUCGGCGCUGGUGACCUCUCCUCCCCCGCCGACGUCAACGGAGCCAUCCGACGUCACUGGAUCGGAAGACAGCCACUAGAGGCUGGAUAAACCCCAAAUGUAAACAUAGCAGUUUCCCAUCCAGCACACAGUGAGGGGGGGGGAAGGGAGAGAUGGUGGCGGGGAGGGGAGAGAGGAGAGGGGGUAGAAGGGAGAGGGGGAAGAAGUGGAGGGGGGAGGGAAUCUUGGGUGAGUUUUUUCCCCCAGGACUUGACUCCUGGGCUCUUGACAAUUGUCUUUUGGAUGAUUGAAAAUAAGGGAUUUUUUUGAAAUUGCUGUGUGGGUGCUGGAACAUCAGUUUACUGAAAAAAAUGAAGGGGCUGUAGAGUGCUUUAACACAGAGGCUUUUUAUGGUGUGCCGGAAGAUUUCAGGAGUUUUUGAUUUUUGGAUGAUGGGUGCUGGAAGAAAUCAGGUGCAUAAAUCUUAAAGUUUUCUUUUUUUUGUAAUUGCAUUAAAGUGUAUUGAAACAUAAAGGGAAUCUUGGUAACUGGUAAAAUAUGCUUGAAAAACAGAAUGGGGGGGGUAUCUGACUGGAGGGUGACUCAUGAUAUCUAUUAAAUGAAGUAAAGUUUUCGACUUUCAUUUUAGCACUUUUUUAAACACAUUUUAACACUUGUUUUGUUCCUAGAUUCUGCGCCAGAAGAACCAACAAAUUUGGAGCGAUGGCAAUGGGUAAGUUGUUUGACUAUAUGCAAAGUACAUAACACAGGGUGGCUAGCAAAUAUUCUAACUCAAAAACUAUAAAUGAAAUAUAUUUAAUUUAAAAAAAUAUUUUAAACGGAAAAAAAACAGUUAAACAACAGUCAAGAAUAAGCAGACUGUUGCAGUAACAACUCAGCACUUUACAUUAAAAAUAAUAUGCAGUGGGGGUGCGGGGCCUGACAGCCAAGCUGGCCAGACGUGCUUGGAGAGAGCUCUGGCAAAGCUAAGCUGAAACGCAACGAAAACUCGCCAUAAACGUGGUUUUUACAGACCAAUAUAACAGAAGCUCAUUGCUGCAUCGAGUGGGAGCUUGUGGAUACCAAAAAAGUGCCUUUCUGUCGAGAUCCACCACACUUCACACCUAAGGCCUAGCAUGACAGGCGGCCUGGUGGCUAGGAGAAACCGCCGAUCUCCCGACGCGGGAUCCGACCAGAGCAGCAACCUUGCCAACACCCCGCAUCCCCCCCCUCUGGACCGGUGGGGGUCAUCCCGGUCCCAGUUGGAGAAACCCUCAGAUAUGCAGCAGGGGAGUACCCGGCCGGAACAAAGCAUGCAUGCCGUAACCAAGAUGGCCGCUGAGCCACAAUCCCAGGAGAGCCUGCAGGCCUGGAGAGAGGGCUUUGAGGCCAGGUUCAAUAGAGUCUGUGACGACUUUUGGAGGCGACUAGAGUGCAGACCCAAAGCAAGUCACCCACCCGCUACACUGCCACUUGAAGCAGAAACGGCAGUUCCCCGAAACGACAUAAGGCAGGGGCCAAGCAAAGAUAAGCGCCCACCCCGCCACCCGACUUACCAGCUGCCACUCCGAACACCCAGACGUAAAGCGGCACCACAUCGCAGCAAACCCACCUUACUGCACAGCCGACGCUUCGGUGUGCGACACCUCGGAGGGGCACGAAAAUUCACCUGCUCACGGCCAUACCGAGAAAGUCUCACUGGGCAGCACUGCUCACAAGCGCUGAGAAGCCUCAAAGGCCACGGCCCAGAUGAUCAUCUCCACUAUUUGCCGGUGGACAAAGUGAAAAAGCACACUGGACUAUGGGGCUGGAGGCGUCCAUGCACGCAGAGAGGUAGACUCAGGACCCCCAGAGCUGACAGCCCGCAUCACUACCCACCAACAUGCUCCUGGCUCUACCAAAACAUGGGAAUCGGAUGACUGGUGACUUACUGAACAAGUUUAUACUAACUUCAUUUUAUAUACCAUUCUUCCAUGCUCCUGGUCCCUUGGUUUUUUCUUUUUUUUUUAUUUCCUGUUUGUCUCUCCUUUUCCUAGCUAUCAUUGUGCAGGGAACUGCAGUGAGGUGGACAUUUAGAUCGAACAAUAGCCGGCAUUGAGUAGACCUAGCCUGUUCACACUGUGAUAAAGUGAAGGCAGAUAGGCCUUUUAACCCCAGGGGUAGUAUGUGUAGUUUGUGUGUUGCACAACACAACGCAUUGUUUAGUUAUGGGCCCCUGGGGUGGAGCAUUUGGAGAGAAGGGUGGGCCAAUGCUCCACUCCACAGUUUAGUGGUGUUCUGGGGAGACCUAGAUCCAGGCCAGGGUUUUUUGGACUGUCUCCAACCCACUGCUCAGCUGCAGGUAAUCAGCUGUUGCAGUGGGAAUAAACUCCUCCCGGCUAGGCAGGAAAAGGAGAGGGAUUGCUGGCUUCCUCCCAGGAAGCAGGUAGGAGAGAGAGGCUGUUCUCUCCAGAUAGUCAAGGUGACUAGGCACUUGGAGUGCAGAAAGGAAGCAGUCAGGGCAAGACUGGCUUGGAGCACUGGGAGUGCAGAAAGGAAAGCAGUCAGGGCAAGGCUGGCUUGGAGCACUGGGAGUGCAGAAAGCAAAGCAGUCAGGGCAAGGCUGGCUUGGAGCACUGGGAGUGCAGAAAGGAAUGCAACAGGCUAGGCAGCAGAGUGUUGCUAACUAAUAAGGUUGGUGCAAUAUUGUGUUUAGUUUAACCCUGAGAGAUGGGGAACUAAUGUCAGUUAGUGCUCAGACGAGCUAGGUGUUUGUUUAUAGGGUUUUCUGUUACUUUUGUUUUUCAUUUUCUGCUGUAUCCUGUGUGGAUUUGCAAAUAAAGUGCCUGAGUAUAUGCAAUUACAAGGACUGUGCAUGUUUUUGCCCUAGAGGACCGUGCUACCUGCAAACAAGGAUCACAACACCUUAUAUUGUAUACAAUGCUCAGUUCUCUGUGCCUAAAAUAUUUCAUGUAUAUCGGAAUUUUAACUAAAACAUAUAUAUAUAUAUAUAUAUAUAUAUAUAUAUAUAUAGUUCAUUGUCAACAUGCAUGCUUUAGCUAAUAUACAGGAUAACGCUACUGUGUGGUUUCAGGCAGAGGAGAGGGUGGCUUACUCGACUGUUCCCUUAAGGCUACCAUAAAGCCGCUCAGUGAAUGUAUCUUUAGACAUGCUGCCUGUUCUUUUAGAGUUACCCCCUCUGCUGCAGUCUGUAUAACAUAGCACUACUGUACCAAGCUCUAAUGGUCGCCGGCCUGGGCCAUCCCUAAGAGUUUAUCUCCAACCACUACAUACCAACUUGUUAAUGUGUCUAAGACCUUCUUAGCCGUAGCUCCGUAUGUCAUAACUUAACGAGAAUAGAAGGUCUUGCGAUAUAAACUACUGUCUUUUUUCACGUGUUCUCUUUAUAACAUAAAAAAUGUGCUCUUUUGAUCUGCCAUGAAAAUGUUUGUUAUUGAAAUGCUCGCUUCAGCUGUCGUGGCGAAGCAAAGUGUAUUGUUAUCUUUGUUACCUUCAGCACAAUAAAAAUAAAGAAUUUAAAAAAUAAAUAAAAUAAUAUGCAGUGACCCCACAUUGCAGGUUUAAGAGGGGUAAGGGUUACCUGUACUGAUGUCUGCCACAUUUGUUACUCUCAGCCAGACUUUUCUGAUCCCUUUUAGGUUUAGUAUGCCUUAGACGUACAAGGUACCCACCUUCAAAGUGUCAUUCUGUAUAACACUGGGCAAGGGUUGGUGGGUAUGCAGAGAGGGCCACCCACCACAAUCUCUCGAAGAAAAACAAAAGAAAAUAUUUAUAGCUCAAUAGUACACAGUACAAUUCAAUCUUCUCCAAGGUAGGCAGUUGCAGGUUAUCUUGUUAUCGCCUGAAGGAUAUAUCACCAUGGUUCCUCUGCAUUAAUAGAUACACAUUCAAACAGGCUGUUUUGAUGCAGCUUUAUAUUGCACUUGCACACAGAAUCUGAUAAUUGAAAUCUGUAACAUAAUAUUCCUGUAUUUCAGGUGAUAAAAAAUUACCGCUGGAUGACUGGACUGAAAGCGAUGUCGGUGACUGGCUUCAUUCAAUACGUAUAAAAAAGGAAUACAUUGAUAAACUUGUUGAAGAAGAAGUGUCUGGACCAGUGUUAAAAGAGAUCAAUGAAGAGUUUUUGAAAAAUAUUGGCAUGAAACAAGGUCCAAUCCAAUUACCGUAUAUACUCGAGUAUAAGCAGACCCGAAUAUAAGCCGAGGCCCCUAAUUUUACCCCAAAAAACUGGGAAAACUUAUUGACUCGAGUAUAAGACUAGGGUGGGAAAUGCAGCUACUGGUACAUUUCUAAAUAAAAUUAGAUCCUAAAAAAAUUAUAUUAAUUGAAUAUUAAUUUACAGUGUGUAUAUAAUGAAUGCAGUGUGUGUAUGAGUGCAGUGUGUGUGUAUGAAUGCAGUGUGUGUAUGAGUGCAGUGUGUGUAUAUGAGUGCAGUGUGUGUGUAUGAGUGCAGUGUGUGUGUAUGAGUGCAGUGUGUGUGUAUGAGUGCAGUGUGUGUGUGUAUGAGUGCAGUGUGUAUGAGUGCAGUGUGUUUGUGUGUGUUGCAGAGCCUUGGUGGGGGGUGGGCAUUUUUAUUAUUAUUAUUUUUUACUUAUUUUAAUAAUUUUUUUGUUUUAUUAAUAUUUUGUUAUUAUUAUUUUUUAUUUUAUUAUUAUUUUUAAUAUUUUAUUAUUAUAUUUAUUUAUUUUUGUCCCCCCUCCCUGCUUGAUACAUGGCAGGGAGGGGGGCUCUCCUUCCCUGGUGGUCCAGUGGCAUUGGCAGUUCAGUGGGGGGAGGAGGGGAGCUGGCAGAGCUGUUACUUACCUCUCCUGCAGCUCCUGUCAGCUCUCUCCUCCUCCGCGCCGGUCCGGGAAGCACCUCGGUCAGCUCCCAGUGUAAGUCUCGCGAGAGCCGCGGGGUCAUAGUGCGGCUCUCGCGAGACUUACAGUGUGAGCUGAGAGAAGAGCUGCACGGACCGGCGCGGAGGAGGAGAGAGCUGGCAGGAGCGGUAAGUAACAGCUCUGCCAGCCCCCAGUCUGUAUUAUGGCAAUGUAAAUUGCCAUAAUACAGACUGACUCGAGUAUAAGCCGAGUUGGGGUUUUUCAGCACAAAAAAUGUGCCGAAAAACUCGGCUUAUACUCGAGUAUAUACGGUAUUACUAAAAAAGAGAGAUGAGCUUCUCUCCGGACACACACCCACAAAAUCUGAACAUGGAGCUUCAACUAAUUCUACAACCCAAAAUAAUAUUGGAAAAGAGUCUGUUUUACAGUCAGGAAGAGAUUCUAAGAAUAAGCAAGAAACUGUCUCAGCUCACCCCGUAGGCUCAAACACAACUGACCAGAAACAAGAGCCAGAUUCUGAACCAGGCUCUACCUGUGCAAAGACUGUGAAACCGUUAUCCCUAAAAACUGAGGCAGAUAUAGAUAGGAAUGCAGUAAGUAACCUACCAAUGGACAGAAAAAUUAACCAAUCACCAGCAACUAUUUUCCGACCAUUUAGUAAAGAAGUUGGGAAUUUCCGGUAUGUGAAAAACCAGGUUCUUGAACCAGAAACUGGAAUCAAGGACUUGAUUAUCCCUUGCCAUGAAUACAAAUCACUUGUUACUGCAGCAAAUCUAGAUCGAGUAAGACUUCAGGCAAAAUUUGCUUGUGAGGUAAUAAGAUUCGGCUGUGCAUGUAUGAACACACGUACAAAUGGCACAAUACAUUUUGGUGUAAUGGACAGUGUUGAGGGAAAAGGUUACCAACAUGGAGAGAUUGUUGGCAUUCCAGUGAGUGACCAAGACUGGUAUGUGGAUGCUCUAGAUUAUAUUGAAAAAUGUUUCACCAAAGAGAGCCAUGAGGCUGCAAGGUCUUGUAUUCGCCCUCCUAAAUUUAUUGAAGUGAUUCAGAAGGAGUCAAUGGAACAACGAUUUGUAGUUGAGGUUGAUAUUGUGCCUCAGCUAAUAUCUGUAAAAGGAAAAGUAUUUCAAGUGAGCUUGCCAAAAUUUAAUGAAAAAAGCAAUAAAGUUAGCCAGGAUAAGAGAGCUAUGUAUAGAAGGGUGGGAGCUAAAUCUGAGAUCGUUCCAGAGGAAGAUAGUGUCUCAUUUAUUCAGGGGCUUCAACAUGUAGAUUUAAAAAGGGAACAGGCCGAAUGUAAAUCUGACAGUCAAAUCUCAGCCCCAGAAAACCUGAGAAGAAAAUUAGUUUUACUAACCGGUGGCAAGGAAUAUAUGGAUGACACACUCUGGUAUAUUCUCGUGGCAAACAAAUGUGAACAACACCACUUGAAGGAUCUAAAUUUCUUAAUGAGAGUAAAUGUAUUUUGUGUCUUUGACUUUGAUCCAGAUUCUGAUGAGACAGGACUAUGCUCAAAAUAUAAGGAACAUCAUGCCCGAAACAUUCAUUCAUUAAUCAGCUAUUCUAAUGAGAAUGGGCUGAGUAGAAGUGAACUUCAAAAGUCUCUCUGUCUGUUUGAUCAAACAAGCUGGAUAUUUUGUAAUGGACGCAACAAUUAUCGUGGUGGUGAUGAACCAUGUGAUGAAGAUACUUGGAUCAAAACUAAAAAGAAAUAUCUUAAAAAAGCGGUGUCAUUAAUUUGCAAUGAUAUAUUUCCUAAAGGAUCCUUCAUUGUAAUUUUUUUCUUAAUGUCACCAGUGGAAAAACCAAUAGUUGAUGCUUUUCAUGAAUUUUAUUCAGAAAUGAAUGGUAUUGAAGACAUAAUUUGCAUUGCAGAAAUCAAGGAAUAUUACAAUAGUUGGGCCAGUCUGGCACAAGCUUCAUGUAAGAUGCAGAUUCUGGAGCAAAGAAGCAUAGUUGGUAUUCCAUUGAGGCAUAUUGAUGCCACAGUUCAGAAUAUGUUCCCAGUGGCAAAUUCCAAUAGGAAUCUUCCUGUAUCUUCCAAAGGUGUUUGUGUCCUUGAAACACCUGCAGAAGAAAGAAUGAAUUCACUUGAGAUACUGUGUGUAAAUGAAUGCAAUGACAAAAAUCUUGACCAUUUGACUAAAGAAGAAGUGAAAGAACUUGAAGGUACAUAUUAUCGUGGUGGUAAAAUUAGUUGGAAACAUUUUUGGCUGGCUGAGCAAAAAAAAUGUGGCGAGUUUAUUGAACGGGAUGCAUUUAACAAAGUCCAAGAAAUGUUAAAGGGCAUAUUAUAUGAGAAUAAAGUUCAACUUCCUGUUGCUAGAAUAAAGAUUUAUCAUCAUCCAGGAAGUGGCGGAAGCACCAUAGCCCGGCAAGUUCUUUGGAAAAAUAGGAGGGAAUUAAGGUGCGCCAUUGUCAAGUCAUCCUGUCUCUUUUCAGAAGUCAGUCAACAUGCUGUGAAAUUUAGAGAAUAUGAUGAGGUCAAUCCUAAUCUGUGCUUGCCUGUUCUUCUCCUUAUCGAAGAUUGUGAAGAAGAUUACCUUGAUGAUUUAAGGCAUGACUUAUCAGAAGCUAUGGUGUGUAAAAAAAUUACUUCCUCAAAGCCAUGUUUCAUCCUCAUGAGCUGUAAGAGAUCCAAUGCCCCUGAAGACCUCUGUAAAGCAUCCCCACAAGAUACUGUUGCAGUGACUCACAAACUCAGUGAAAAAGAAAAAUUAGAAUUUUCUGAAAAAGCAAAAGAACUUGAAAAGGCAUUUCCAAACUCUGAGUUUAUACUUACUUUUGUCUUAAUGAGUCAUGAAUUUAAUGGCCACUAUGUAACCCAAUUUGUUCAGAAUGUUCUGAAGGGAAUUGAUCAUGCAUCUAAUGUGACUCGUUUAAUGAGAUAUGUUGCACUAUUAAAUUGCUACGUACAGAACUCCUAUAUUUCUGUAUCACAUUGUGAGGCAUUCCUAGGUCUUGGAGUAUACACAAAAGACCAGCAUAACGUGUUAAGGCAAUAUAACUUUAAAAGCUGCUUAAGUGAACAGGCAAGACUUUUAUUUAUUGAGUUGAGAGAAACAACAACAUGGCUUAACUCUAUUCAAAUUAUACAUCCUUUAGUUGCCAAAGAAGUUCUAAACCAGCUUUCAGGAAGACGUCCCCAAAGUGAUAUUGCUAAAGAUCUUCUGGAGGAAAAGGUUCUCCUCCAACACAGAUUUGGCCGAGAUGAAUUCAUAAAAUUCAUUCGAGACUUGUUUCUACGACGUCAUAGAAAAAUCAGGGGUGAUAAUGUAGAUAGCUUCUUUUCCCCUCUUAUUGAACAUGUUUGUGAAGUUGAAAAAGACACAGAGAAGGCAAUCAAGCUGCUGGAAGCUGCUUAUGAGCGAUUUGACAAAGAUCCCUUUUUUGCUCAACAACUUGCUAGGCUGAAUUACAAACAUGAAAAAUUUGAAGAAGCGAAGGGAUGGGCAGAAAUUGCAAAGUCACAUUUGCCUGGUGAUUCCUAUAUUUUGGAUACAGAAGGACAGGUGUACAAAAAAUGGUUUAGUGUGUAAUUGGACAAAAAGAAAACUGACUCAACACCAGAGGAAGAUAUUGAAUUAAUUGAGCUUGGGCUUAAAUCCAUGGAAUGCUUUAGGGCAGCAGAAAAAGCUGCACAAUCUGAACUAGACCGUAUGAAUAAUUCUGGAUAUUUUGGAGAAGUAGAAGUUGGAUGUCGAUUACUGAAGAAGCUCUCAACCUAUGCUGUGUUUUCCAAAGACAAAAUCAAGGACAGUACAGAACUUUUAAAGUAUCUUUUAACAGACUAUAUACCUGAAGAAAUAAAGAAGCCUUGGUUUAAGCUUCAUGGACGUUUAAAAGGAUUGUACCAAAAUAUAUAUAAUGCUCUGGAGUGGAUUGCAGAUGAUAUUGGCUACUUUCAGUCAGAAAAAGUUGACAAUGGAGAACAAUCCAACACAGUAGAAGAGCAUGUGUACAGUCCUCGAAAAUGGUUACUAAAAAAAACAGAGGUAUUUGCAAGAUUUUUUAGUUAUGAACUCUUGGCCUCAUACCCUGAUGUUGGGCCAGAAAGCCAAAUGGUUAAAAAAAUGAACAUUUACAAACUUGGUGGGGGGAGCACAGCAAAUAUCCUCUCCCUGCUCUCUGACUCAAAAGACGACAGAGCAGGCAUAAAACUUGAAAGUAUACUGGAUUUGUAUCCAGAAGAUGUUUCAAAAGCUGGUCUGGAUGAUGGAAGUCUUAAAAACUAUAUAAUGUCACAUAUCGCAUUAGGAUGUGCAAAACCUGGUUCUUCAAAACUCCUAUCUUUUCAAAACCUACGUGAACUAAGCAAAAGGUUUCUUAACACAAGAAAAUCUUUUUCCCCUUGUGCCUACCUGUUGAUCUUUUUGCUUUUUUGGCCUGAUGAAAAGGUUGACAAGAAAGCAGAUGCAGACAUGGAUAAUAUAUUGAACUUGGCACUUCAAACAGCAAGAAGAUUGCAUGACAUAAAAAUAAAAAAUAUUCCAGUUAGGAAAAAAAGAAUAAACGUGCUCUUCUUUUUAGGACAGGGCCAUGGACUUCGGAAGAUAAUGCAGAGAAGUAAAAUAGAAAAACAGAUCGAAGGUCCACUUAAUGAACGGAGGAUGAAAUGGAUCAACGGGGAUGUAUGGAAACUUGACAGUGUACACCAGCUUUUAAAACCUGUGCCAGGAUGGACAGAAAAUGGAAAGGUUUACGCACGUGGUCACUGUGAAAAACAGAAAAUAGAAAUCCUGCCACUGAACAUUUCAUCAGUGCCUCACGGAAAUGAAAACGUGACAUUCUAUUUAGGGUUUACAUAUAUUGGUUUUGUUGCAUAUAACAUACAGGUGCAGGAAAAAAAAAUAAUACAUUUAAUCCAAUGUUAUGUACAAAAAGGUCCAGAAGGGUGGAGGUGAUCUUUUUGGAAAAUAGUGGAGUUGCCACUAUAAUUAGUGACUUAUACAGAGAUUUCAUUAAAAAGUAUGCAAAGGGAGGCAGGGCCUGACUGUAAUGGCGACUGGACGUGUUUUCUAGGAGCUCCUCCAGUCCCAAACGAGUUGGUCCAGUUACCAGCAGGGACAGGGAGAGGUGGCCGACCUCCCGACCUGACGUGCAUUGACCCGAGCUUAUUAGUAUUAGUAUUAUUAGUAUUUAAUGUCCAAUACAGUUACAUAAAUCCGAUCGACGUUUCAACCUCUUCAGGUCUUCCUCAAGAUCGAUCUUGAGGAAGACCUGAAGAGGUCGAAACGUCGAUCGGAUUUAUGUAACUGUAUUGGACAUUAAAUACUAAUAAUUGUUUCUAAAGACCACAGAGUGCAUCUCUUUUUCAUUCACUAUAUAUAUAUAUAUAUAUAUAUAUAUAUACACACACACACAUACACCCUGUUUUAAAUUAUUAUGCAAAUUCUAUUUAAAUGUCACAAAGGUUAAAUAUUUUGUUUUUCAGUUUAACUCAUGGAUGGCAUUGUGUCUCAGGGCUCUUUUGAUCACUGAAAACAAUCUCGGACACCUGUGAUAAUUAGAUUGCCAGGUGAGCCCAAUUUAAGGAAAAACUACUAAAGGAGGGUGUUCCACAUUAUUAAGCAGAGCACCAUUUUCAUGCAAUAUGGGGAAGAAAAAGGAUCGCUCUGCUGCCGAAAAGAUUGAAAUAGUUCAAUGCCUUGGACAAGGUAUGAAAACAUUAGAUAUUUCACGAAAACUUAAGCGUGAUCAUCACACUAUUAAGAGAUUUGUGGCUGAUUCAGAGCACAGAUGGGUUUGUGCAGAUAAAGGCACAUUGAGGAAGAUUUCUGCCAGAUCCAUGAUAUUUGAAGCUGCUGGUGCCUCUGGAGUCCCACAGACAUCAAGGUGUAGAGUCCUCCAGAGUCUUGCAACUGUGCAUAAACCUUCUAUUCAGCCACCACUAACCAAUGCUCACAAGCAGAAACGGCUGCAUUGGGCAGAAAAAUACAUGAAGACUAAUUUUCAAACAGUCCUGUUCACUGAUGAGUGCCGUGCAACCCUGGAUGGUCCAGAUGGAUGGAGUAGUGGAUGGUUGGUGGACGGCCACCCUGUUCCAACAAGGCUGCGACAUCAGCAAGGUGGUGGUGGAGUCAUGUUUUGGGCCGGAAUCAUGGGAAGAGAGCUGGCCGGCCCUUUUAGGGUCCCCGAAGGUGUAAAGAUGACCUCUGAGAGAAGAGAAAGUAUGUGGUGUUUCUGAGUGACCACUUUCUUCCCUGGUACAGAAAGAAGAACUAUGCUUUCUGUAAUAAAAUCAUCUUCAUGCAUGACAAUGCACCAUCUCAUGCUGCAAAGAAUACCUCUGCAUCAAUGGCUGCUAUGGAGAUAAAAGGAGAGAAAGUCAUGGUGUGGCCUCCAUCCUCCCCUGACCUCAAUCCUGUUGAGAACCUUUGGAGCAUCCUCAAGCAAAAGAUCUAUGAGGGUGGGAGGCAGUUUACAUCCAAACAGCAGCUCUGGGAGGCUAUUCUGACAUCUUGCAAACAAAUUCAAGCAGAAACUGUCCAAAAACUCACAAGUUCAAUGGAUACAAGACUUGUGAAGCUGCUAUCAAAUAAGGGGUCCUAUGUUAAAAUGUAACGUGACCUGUUAAAAUGUUUAAAAAGUUAAAAUGGGGGGGCGGGGCCGGACCGCCGACGGGAUCAGACAUGUUCUGUCUGAGCUCCCGCUCCAGGGACCGAAAGUCGGAGCAAAUUGGAGGUUGGCUGCGACCGGCAAACCAUACCGAAGUCCACCUAACCCCCCAGUUACUGGGGAGAACAUAAGACCCUGUCCGGCACCGACAGUAACCCGGCUGGGCCCGGAGAUAGUUGGGGCUUGAGCCGGGAUGGGACGGCCGCCCUCCCGGGUCUCCUAGCCGGCGGCUCGCGGCUCCCCCUCCCCCCUCUGGACCGGGGGGGUCAUCCCGGUCUGCGGAGGCACUAACCAGCACACCAACCGGGGCCUAAAAGACCUCCCUGGCGAGGAACAUCAAAAGGGCGACAGUCCACAAGAUGGCCGCUGGCCAUGUGCGCGAGCUGCCAGGGUGAUGGAGAUGACGCUCGCUUAUGGCGAAGAAACCAACAAAGCUAAAAAGAAAAUCGUUUAUUGUUACUUCACCAGCUUACCAGAGGGGACGGUCCGUCACCGUAAAGCCAGGAGACCCCUAACCUGCACCGUAAAUCCGGCGGGAGACACCAGCUACAAGAGCCAGGGGCCUCAUGCAGCCGCAGAGCGCAAUCCAGCGGGGUGAAGGACCCACAGCAAAGUAGGAGAGGCAUCCAGCGAAAGCCACGAAAGGUGACAUAUGAGAGGGGGCCUAGCACUGGGACAAUCAAAGCUCUGUAGACACCGGGGGAAACCCCCCACGUUUUAUAGCUACUGCUGCAUUUGAUAGACUGCCACCAAACCUCACAUGGAGAGACCCGGUAAAGACUGUAACUGGCAUGGCUUCCUCUGGGCUUCCAUAUCCACGGCAAUCACACCGGACUACCCUAUGCUGCAUAAACCAACCUAAGAAAUCCAGACCAGCCAGGGUGAAAUACUUCUGUGGUACCACUACUUGCAGAAUACCAUAUGUUAACAAAGUGCUUAAAACUCAUUUAACUCAUUUGUGUACCUGGAUAGACAUGUGAUAUUCCUUCUAAGUACUGUCGCAAAUAAAAGUUUUUUGUUUGUUUUUUUUUAACGUUAAUUUCUCUUGACAUCACCGCUGCUGAGCACUGCUAGACCCACAUAAAUGGACACUAUCACAGUACUAACGCUGUAUGACUCAGUCCAGCUCCUGCCGGAGACUCUCAUAUCUGCUGAAAUCCCCAGCACACAAUAUGAGUCCUAUGGUGGCAACUAG